Molecule: messenger RNA, 67693 nt
Organism: Coregonus sp. 'balchen'
Lineage: Eukaryota; Metazoa; Chordata; Actinopteri; Salmoniformes; Salmonidae
Source: the annotation of a GenBank genome assembly
ACACUCUCCGGUUGAUAGGCAGCUAUCACAUCUACCGGGAAUAAAAUACAUGAUUGAGACAAUGGGUAAGUGAUCUGUCAAUUUGUGUUAGAAAAUAGUUGAUUGCUAAUGUUGUCAGUUAUGUGCAAGGUCUCACAACAUGAAAAGAGUGAGAGGUGAUAAUGUUUUGAUGAAGAGAGUGAAUUAGAUUGACGUUGUUUGUUUCUCUCUUACUCCCCAUCUCCCAUCCAAACAUUUAAAAAAACGGACUAGGCCUCUGUUAUUGUAAAAUCAACCUAUUUCUUUAACAAACACAGAGCCUGAGGAGAAUCCUUGUUAUGCAUGCUUGAACACUCAGCUACAAAAACAACAACAAGGUACAAGCCGUUAACAGAGAAAUGUGUCUGUCGAGACUCUCGUGUUAUUGGUUUGUUUACUGUCUGUGCACAUAAGGUGGGCUAGCUCUCAGAACGAACUCUGCUUUGGAACUCGUGCACGCCCUAUUAGGUGUUAGUCACAGUCCGCGGGCCUCGAAAAUUGCCCCGUCCUCCUCAACCGGAGGACGUCAAACCCAUCCUUGGCUAACAAGCCGCUUUGAGGAGGCGAGAGAAGAGCUUAUGCAGGGUCGAGCAAGCAAACUGUGGAGGACCCUUUUUCUCUGGUUGCCCAGUCCGGGCCUGUGCGUCUCUCCGCCGAGCCAAAGCUAUCAGCAAAUCAUUGUUAUUCUGAAAGAGAACAUCAUGUUGAAUGGAUGUUUAUUUUUUUAUUUUUGUCUGGUGCAAAGGCCAGAGCUACAUGAUUCUGAUAUUCUAAGCUCCGUUGAACAGUGGUCGAACUCAGCUAAGCCUCAGGGUGGUCGAUGUGUGUCUCUCCCUCUCCUCUCCUCUCUCCUCUCUCUCUCUCCCUCCUCUCUCUCUCUCUCCCCUCUCUCUCUCUUUCCUUGCCCAUGAAUCAUUCACAUGGUGCUUCACACAUUAGCAAGCAUGUUUGGUUCCGUGUAUCAACAGGAGCAUGUGUUACUUACAGUAGACAAAGACUCUGAAGUCAGUAGUAGAAUAGACUUCACAUUCCUUCAACACUGGGCCCCUCAGGGGUGUAUUCUUAGUCCCCUCCUGUACUCCCCUUCACCCACGACUGCGUUGCCGCACACGACUCCAACACCAUCAUCAAGUUUGCUGACGACACAACAGUAAUGAGACAGCCUACAGGGAGGAAGUCAGAGACUUAGCAGUGUGGUGCCAGGACAACAACCUCUCCCUCAACGUCAGUAAGACCAAGGAGCUGAUCGUGGACUACAGGAGAACGAGGGGAGAGCACGCCCCCAUCCACAUCGCUGUACUGGAGUGGGUCGAGAGCUUCAAAUUCGUUGGUGUCCACAUCACUAAGGACUUAACAUGGUCCACACACACCCACACAUUAGUGAAGAGUGCACGGUAGAGACUGAAAAGUCCACGGAUCCGCCAAAAAGUUAUACAGCUGCACCAUCGAGAGCAUCUUGACUGGCUGUAUCACCGCUUGGUAUGGCAAAUGCACCGCCCUGGACCGCAAAGCUAUACAUAGAGUGGUGCAGACAGUCUAGUAUAUCAGGCAGUGUCAGAGUAAGGCCUUAGAGGCCAUAGACUGUUCACUCUGCUACCGUCUGGCAAAUGGUAAUGAAGCAUUGGCUCUCGGAACAACAGUCUCUGAGACAGCUUCUACCCCCAAGCCAUAAGACUGCUAAAUAGCCAGACUGCUAAAUAGUAAAUGAAUGGUACCUGAACUAUCUGCACUGACCCUAUCUUGCACUGACCCUACGCACACUCACUAGAUUAUAUAUACACACCAUAUACACACUCACUCACACAUACUACAUUGGCACUGUCACACAAAACCCACACACAUUCACAUACAGUACAUAUGCACACACACAUUACACACACGCGCAUACCGACACAACACAAAUACACAUGCACACACACAUACACUUUUAAACUCAUCCUAUGCUGCCUGCUGCUACUCUGUUCUCUAUUUUACUCGUAUUAUGAUCUAUCCUGAUACCUCGUCACUUUACCCUGCCUUUAUGUACAUACUGUAUCUACCUCAAAUACCUUAUUAUUAUUAUUAUUAUUAUUAUUAUUAUUAUGAUCUAUCCUGAUGCCUCGUCACUUUACCCUGCCUUUAUGUACAUAUCUACCUCAUAUACCUUAUUAUUAUUAUUAUGAUCUAUCCUGAUACCUAGUCACUUUACCCUGCCUUCAUGUACAUAUCUACCUCAAAUACCUUAUUAUUAUUAUUAUUAUUAUCUAUCCUGAUGCCUAAUCACUUUACCCUGCCUUUAUGUACAUAUCUACCUCAAAUACCGCGUACCCCUGCACAUUGAUCUGGUACUGGUACUCCCUGUAUAUAGCUUGUGUAAUUUAGUACCCUUGUGUUACAAUUCUUUUAUUUUUUAUUAUUAUUGUUUAUUGCAUAUUUGGGAAGCAGUGCAGGCUGCUGAGGGGAGGAUGGCUCAUAAUAAUGGCUGGACUGGAGCAAAUGGAAUGGCAUCAAACACAUGGAAACCAUGUGUUUAAUGUAUUUGAUACCAUUCUGCUCUAGCCAUUACCACGGGCCCGUCCUCCCCAAUUAAGGUGCCACCAACCUCCUGUGUUGGGAAGGGCUCGUAAACAAAGCGUUUCACGGUAAAGGCUACAGCUGUUGUACUCGGCGCAUAUGAAAUGAAUACAAUUUGAUAUCUCAGCAAUCCAUCCUAAAUAAACACUGACAACAUAAUAAGAACACUUUGAUGUUUAAUUACAGGAUGUUUUAGAGAAGUCAAAGGGGGCAUGUCAACCUCCUAACUGUACUCAAUUUCAAAACACUUGCGUUGAUCACCGUGCAUGUUCAUACUGAUAGCUAUCCCCCUGCCCCAUCUCUCUUCCACUCUUUUCUACGCUGCUCCCUCCCCAUGCGGUCACUGGACUAUGCAACGCUUUUGCAGAUACCCAGCGUGCCUUGCAGGCAGUGGAGCGUCUCCAGGCCAAGCUAAAGGAGCGUGGGGAGGUCCCCACCGAGGAGAAGCUCAGCCUGCUCAAGUCGGUUCUCCAGAGCCCCCUGUUCCACCAGAUUCUGGCCCUUCAGAAGUCUGUCCAGCUCCUCAAAGACCAGGUGGGUAAGAUCAGGUCACAGGGGUGUUGGGAUGUAGGGUCACUAAGUUAGUUAGCUAACUUUGAUGAACAAUAUCAAAUAUACAGUGCCUUCAGAAAGUAUUCACACCCCAUUUUGUUGUGUAACAGCCUGAAUUUAAAAUAUACUGAACAAAAAUAUAAAUGCACCAUGUAAAGUGUUGGUCCCAUGUUUCAUGAGCUGAAAUAAAAGAUCCCCGAAAUUUUCCAUAUGCACAAAAAGCUUAUUUCUCUCACAUUUUGUGCACAAAUUUGUUUUCAUCCAUGUUAGUGAGCAUUUCUCAUUUGCCAAGAUAAUCCAGCCACCUGACAGGUAUGGCAUAUCAAGAAGCUGAUUAAACAGCAUGAUCAUUACACAGGUGCACCUUGUGCUGGGGACAAUAAAAGGCCACUCUAAAAUGUGCACUUUUGCCACACAACCCAAUGCCACAUUUGUCUCAAGUUUUGAGGGAGCGUGCAAUUGGCAGAGCAUUGAAUGUUCAUUUCUCCAGCAUAAGCCGCCUCCAUUGUUUUAGAGAAUUUGUCAGUACGUCCAACCGGCCCAGGACCUCCACAUCCGGCUUCUUCACCUGCGGGAUCGUCUGAGAGCAGUCACCCGGACAGCUGAUGAAACUGAGGAGUAUUUCUGUCAGUAAUAUGGCCCUUUUGUGGGGAUAAACUCAUUUGGUGGGCCUGGCUCCCCAGUAGGUGGGCCUGGCUCCCAAGUGGGUGGGCCUAUGCCCUCCCAGGCCCAGCCAUGGCUGCGCCCCUUCCCAGUCAUGUGAAAUUCAUAGAUUUACAGUGGGGGAAAAAAGUAUUUAGUCAGCCACCAAUUGUGCAAGUUCUCCCACUUAAAAAAGAUGAGAGAGGCCUGUAAUUUUCAUCAUAGGUACACGUCAACUAUGACAGACAAAUUGAAUUUUUUUUCUCCAGAAAAUCACAUUGUAGGAUUUUUUAUGAAUUUAUUUGCAAAUUAUGGUGGAAAAAAAGUAUUUGGUCAAUAACAAAAGUUUCUCAAUACUUUGUUAUAUACCCUUUGUUGGCAAUGACACAGGUCAAACAUUUUCUGUAAGUCUUCACAAGGUUUUCACACACUGUUGCUGGUAUUUUGGCCCAUUCCUCCAUGCAGAUCUCCUCUAGAGCAGUGAUGUUUUGGGGCUGUCGCUGGGCAACACGGACUUUCAACUCCCUCCAAAGAUUUUCUAUGGGGUUGAGAUCUGGAGACUGGCUAGGCCACUCCAGGACCUUGAAAUGCUUCUUACGAAGCCACUCCUUCAUUGCCCGGGCGGUGUGUUUGGGAUCAUUGUCAUGCUGAAAGACCCAGCCACGUUUCAUCUUCAAUGCCCUUGCUGAUGGAAGGAGGUUUUCACUCAAAAUCUCACGAUACAUGGCCCCAUUCAUUAUUUCCUUUACACGGAUCAGUCGUCCUGGUCCCUUUGCAGAAAAACAGCCCCAAAGCAUGAAGUUUCCACCCCCAUGCUUCACAGUAGGUAUGGUGUUCUUUGGAUGCAACUCAGCAUUCUUUGUCCUCCAAAUACGACGAGUUGAGUUUUUACCAAAAAGUUAUAUUUUGGUUUCAUCUGACCAUAUGACAUUCUCCCAAUCCUCUUCUGGAUCAUCCAAAUGCACUCUAGCAAACUUCAGACGGGCCUGGACAUGUUCUGGCUUAAGCAGGGGACACGUCUUGCACUGCAGGAUUUGAGUCCCUGGCGGCGUAGUGUGUUACUGAUGGUAGGCUUUGUUACUUUGGUCCCAGCUCUCUGCAGGUCAUUCACUAGGUCCCCCCGUGUGGUUCUGGGAUUUUUGCUCACCGUUCUUGUGAUCAUUUUGACCCCACGGGGUGAGAUCUUGCGUGGAGCCCCAGAUCGAGGGAGAUUAUCAGUGGUCUUGUAUGUCUUCCAUUUCCUAAUAAUUGCUCCCACAGUUGAUUUCUUCAAACCAAGCUGCUUACCUAUUGCAGAUUCAGUCUUCCCAGCCUGGUGCAGGUCUACAAUUUUGUUUCUGGUGUCCUUUGACAGCUCUUUGGUCUUGGCCAUAGUGGAGUUUGGAGUGUGACUGUUUGAGGUUGUGGACAGGUGUCUUUUACAUUUACAUUACAUUUGCGUCAUUUAGCAGACGCUCUUAUCCAGAGCGACUUACAGGAGCAAUUAGGGGUAAGUGCCUUGCUCAAGGGCACAUCGACAGAUUUUUCACCUAGUCGGCUCAGGGAUUAGAACCAGCGACCUUUCGGUUACUGGCACAACGCUCUUAACCACUAAGCUACCUGCUGCCCUUUUAUACUGAUAACAAGUUCAAACAGGUGCCAUUAAUACAGGUAACGAGUGGAGGACAGAGGAGCCUCUUAAAGAAGAAGUUACAGGUCUGUGAGAGCCAGAAAUCUUGCUUGUUUGUAGGUUAACAAAUACUUAUUUUCCACCAUAAUUUGCAAAUAAAUUCAUAAAAAAUCCUACAAUGUGAUUUUCUGGAGAAAAAAAUUCUCAAAUUGUCUGUCAUAGUUGACGUGUACCUAUGAUGAAAAUUACAGGCCUCUCUCAUCUUUUUAAGUGGGAGAACUUGCACAAUUGGUGGCUGACUAAAUACUUUUUUCCCCCACUGUAUUUAUAUUGACUGAUUUCCAAAUAUAAACUGUAACUCAGUAAUAUUGUUGAAAUUAUUGCAUGUCGCGUUUAUAUCUUUGUUCAGUAUAGAUUAAUUUGAUAUUUUUUGUUACUGGCCUACACACAAUACCCCAUAAUGUCAAAGUGGAAGCCUAAAUAGGUUCAGGAGUAAAAAUGAGCUUAACAAGACGCAUAAUGAGUUGCAUGGACUCACUCUGUGUGCUUUAAUAGUGUUUAACAUGAUUUUUGAAUGACUACCUCAUUAAUUUUUUUUUAUUUUUUUUAUUUAACCUUUAUUUAACGAGGUAAGCCAGUUGAGAACAAGUUGUCAUUUACAACUGUGACCUGGCCAAGAUAAAGCAAAGCAGUGCGAUAAAAACAACAACACAGAGUUACAUAUGGGAUAAACAAAAAUGUACAGUUCAUAACACAGUAGAAAAAUAGAAAAUCUAUAUACAGUGUGUGCAAAUGUAGUAAGUUAUGGAGGUAAGGUAAUAAAUAGGCCAUAGUGCAAAAUAAUUACAAUUUAGUAUUAACACUGGAGUGAUAGGUGUGCAGAAAAUGAUGUGCAAAAAGAGAUACUGGGGUGCAAAUUAGCAAAAUAAAUGACAAUAUGGGGAUGAGGUAGUUGGGUGGGCUAAUUACAGAUGGGCUGUGUACAGGUGCAGUGAUCGGUAAGCUGCUCUGACAACUGAUGCUUAAAGUUAGUGAGGGAGAUAAGAGUCUCCAGCUUCAGAGAUUUUUGCAGUUCGUUCCAGUCAUUGGCAGCAGAGAACUGGAAGGAAUGGCGGUCAAAGGAGGUGUUGGCUUUGGGGAUGACCAGUGAGAUAUACCCGCUGGAGCGCAUACUACAGGUGGGUGUUGCUAUGGUGACCAAUGAGCUAAGAUAAGGCAGGGAUUUGCCUAGCAGUGAUUUAUAGAUGACCUGGAGCCAGUGGGUUUGGCGACGAAUAUGCAGUGAGGGCCAGCCAACAAGAGCGUACAGGUCACAAUGGUGGGUAGUAUAUGUGGCUUUGGUGACAAAACGGAUGGCACUGUGAUAGACUACAUCCAAUUUGCUGAGUAGAGUGUUGGAGGCUAUUUUGUAAAUGACAUCGCCGAAGUGAAGGAUCGGUAGGAUAGUCAGUUUUACGAGGGCAUGUUUGGCAGCAUGAGUGAAGGAGGCUUUGUUGCGAAAUAAGAAGCCGAUUCUAUAUUUAACUUUGGAUUGGAGAUGCUUAAUGUGAGUCUGGAAGGAGAGUUUACGGUCUAACCAGACACCUAGGUAUUUGUAGUUGUCCACAUAUUAUAAGUCAGACCCGCCGAGAGUAGUGAUUCUAGUCGGGCGAGCGGGUGCAGGCAGCGUUCGAUUGAAGAGCAUGCAUUUAGUUUUACUAGUGUUUAAGAACAAUUGGAGGCUACGGAAGGAGUGUUGUAUGGUAUUGAAGCUCGUUUGGAGGUUUGUUAACACAGUGUCCAAUGAAGGGCCAGAUGUAUACAAAAUGGUGUCGUCUGCGUAGAGGUGGAUCUGAGAGUCACCAGCAGCAAGAGCGACAUCAUUGAUAUACACAGAGAAUAGAGUCAGCCCGAGAUUUGAACCCUGUGGCACCCCCAUAGAGACUGCCAGAGGUCCAGACAACAGCCCCUCCGAUUUGACACAUUGAACUCUAUCUGAGAUGUAGUUGGUGAACUAGGCGAGGCAGUCAUUUGAGAAUCCAAGGCUAUUUAGUCUGCCAAUAAGAAUGCGGUGAUUGACAGAGUCAAAAGCCUUAGCCAGGUCGAUGAAGACGGCUGUACAGUAGCUCUGUAGCCUACACAUACAAUUAUCUGUAAGGUCCCUCAGUCGAGCAGUGAAUUUCAAACACAGAUUCAACCACAAAGAUCAGGGAGGUUUACCAAUUUUUACCCAUCUACCUAUUGGUAGAUGGGUAAAAAUUAGAAGCAGACAUUGAAUACCCUAUGAGCAUGGUGAAGUUAUUAAUUACACUUUGGAUGGUGUAUCAAUACACCCAGUCACUACAAAGAUACAGGCGUCCUUCCUAACUCCGUUGCCGGAGAGGAAUGAAACCGCUCAGGGAUUUCACCAUGAGGCCAAUGGUGACUUUAAAACAUCUACAGAGUGUAAUGGCAGUGAUGGGAGAAAACUGAGGAUGGAUCAACAACAUUGUAGUUACUCCACAAUACUAACCUAAUUGACAGUGAAAAGUGUGGCAAAAAAUGUGGCAAAGCAAUUAACUUUUUGUCCUGAAUACAAAGUGUUAUGUUUGGGGAAAAUCCAACACAUUAUGGAGUACCACUCUACAUAUUUUCAAGCAUAGUGGUGGCUGCAUCAUGAUAUUGGUAUGCUUGUAAUCAUUAAGGACUGGGGAGUGUUUCAGGAUAAAAAAGAAACGGGAUGGAGCUAAGCACAGGCAAAAUCCUAGAGGAAGACCUGGUUCAGCCUGCUUUACACCAGAUACUGGGAGAUUAAUUAACCUUUCAGCAGGACAAUAACCUAAAACGCAAGGCCAAAUCUACACUGGAGUACUCUUACCAAGAAGACAGUGGCCGAGUUACAGUUUUGACUUAAAUCUGCUUGAGAGACUUACCCAGAAAGACUCACAGCUGUAAUCACUGCCAAAGGUAAUUCUAACAUGUAUAGAUUUUUUUUUUAAUGUGUUUAUUUAAAUUCUUAAUUUUAAUGUGUUUAUUUUUAUUUUUUCUUCCACAUUGACAUCACAGAGUAUUUUGUGUAGAUCAUUGACAAAAAAAUGGCAAUUAUAUCCAUUUUAAUCACAUUUUGUAACACAACAAAAUGUGGAAUGGUGUGAAUUCCUUCUGAAGGCACUAGCUCUUGAUUUUCUGUUUUAUUGUCAAGAAACCUAAACUUGGGUUGUUUAGGAGUGUCCAGUAGGGUUGGGCUGAUUUUAUAUGAUUAAAUCGAAUAUCAUGAUAUUUGACAUUGACAAUAUAUCGUGAAGUGCAAGACCAUACUCUAUUUGACCUUUACACAUCAACUCUGUGCAGUUUUAUCAGUUAGGCUGUAUCAGUAUGUUGAAAAUGAAGUCUAAAUAAAUGAACUAAGCCUCAUUCUGUCACCAUACUAAGAUUAUUUAAUGAGAAUGUGACUAUAAUAUCGAAAAUAAGCACAAAAAUGGCACAGUCUGAAAUGAUCUAGUCAUUAACAGUCAUUAACAGCGCAAAAUGGAGAAGCAAUUGUCAAGUCAACUGGGCUGGUUUAUCCCAUGCUGUGGAUAUGGAGAUAGUUUAAAGGGAUAGUUCUCCCAAAUUACAAAAUUACAUAUUGGUUUCAUUAAAGCCAGACUCAGUAUGUCCCAAAUAAAAUAUCACAUUUUCUUUUGUUUAAUAUAUGUCGAAAUGGAUAAAUUAAAACUUAAUUUGCCAUUUGGGUCACUUCAAAGUGAUACAAAAUAUGUUUAUAUGAGUUAUAAGUACAGCAGCUUUGUUUACAAAUUGCAGGGCAGAUUUCUCCAGGUAAUUAUGAUCUGUUGCUCUGAUCCAUCCACUACUACAGCAACACAUCAACAAUACAAAUAGGCCUCUCUAUAUCCCUCUAAUUAUAAACAAGACAUUAUAAAUGAUAGUUGAAUGAUACAGAAAAAAAGUGUAAUUUAGCUGACAAAUGCGUGUGGUAACGGUUUAUAUAUUGGCUCCUGGCUGUCAGUCAGUCUGUCUACACCUUUUUGGGAUGUAGUCCGCCAUAAAACCAACAGAAGAAGAGGUCCGUCUGUCUGUCUGUCAGCCGAUGAUUCAUAGCAGAGGAUUUUUUGAAAACACCGGCGGGUCUGUAACAAAGUUACUCUGUUGCGCUAGCUUGAUUUUCUGAAUAAAUCUGGGAACUGGAAUUGUGGGCGAUUUUCAUUCAGCAAGGCAGGGAUUCCUCACUCACGACAAAUGCCAGCAUCACGCUGCUGUGGACAGGGCCAAUGAUAAUCGCGAAAGCCUGAGCUAGCUGUCUACUCGUAAAUGAAACUACAGUACAGUAGUUACACAGCAAGCUAGCGAGCUAAUUUAGCUGGCUAGCAAACAGCUGUCGAUAUAUUCAAGCGUUGCUAAAUGUGCAAACCGGUGGUGUAGCCUACUAUAGUGAAGAAGAAAAAAAUGUGCACUUGCAAACUUUGCUGGAGUUGUUAGCUGGUUUACUAUUGCAACCUUUUGAUGGCAAAUUUAUUUUACAAUUCAACAUAGGCUAGCUAGUUGCUAAGGGUCGUCCUUAUUAUUGUUGCAUAACAGUAUAUUUUUGUCUAGCUCUGUAAAUUUGAAUUUCAUUUUACUGCUGUUAUGUUAAUAGGUGACUUGUAAAUUGUUAUUUUAUAAUACAGCAGCCUGCAUGUUUUUUGUAACUAGAAGAGGCCUACUGGUUGAUCUUGAUCAGAGGGUGGCUUGCCCAACAGCUGCUUAAGAACACUCAGGUAGCCUAGACUCUAGAGCAUGUUAUGACGUCUUGCCUUGGUUUGUAACAAAAUAUAAAAUGUAAACAAAAUGACGAAACUGACACAUACUGAGUCUGGGUUUAACCUCUAAGCAGUCUAUGGACAAGGUAUGACAGCAAUCCAUGCAUUGAUUGUUUUUGUAAUUUGGGUGAACUAUCCCUUUAAGAAUGAGGGUUAGGGUAGCCAUCACUCUAACCCUUACAGGGGGUCAUAAACAUGACCCAAUAAAGUAAACAUAGACUUAACCUCAACCCAUCUCUCAUUCCAACUCCCUAACUGGUCUUUAAAUAUUUGUCCACAUUGUAGAUAAAUGUGUUAAUGGCAUAGCUGCAGACUCAGCUCGUCUUUUCAAUGUAGCUUUAAAUAUGUGCCAUCUUCUUUCAAGAUCAGGAUUGACCAUGUAUGGUCUUUGCUGCAAGAGUAUUAUUAUGUCUAGUAGUUAGAAUGAAAGAAAUUACUGCUACCUGUUUCAGUCUUGAUUUGGUCUGCAUUGAAACCAAUUGAAUUAUUCAGGCUCCAGACAGACUUUGCUUUUUUUCUUCUCAAAUCAUGUAUUACUGUGGUCAUAUUGCAGUCCGAGUUCAUCUGGGCACUUUUAUUAAGGUUAUAUAAGCAGACACUACCAGGCAAAGCCAAAAGGCCUCAUCGGCUUAUCUAGGGCCCAUGAGAAAUUUAGAUUUGUUUUUGCCCAAGAAAGAGCUCUGGUUAGGUCACUGUGGGAAGGGUCAGGGUGAGUGCUUGAGACAGAAAAUAUGUGAGCUAUGCAGUGGUAGGCAGGGAUGCUGCUACAGCUUUUCUUUUUUUUCACCCCUGAAGGAAUUCAGAUUAUAAAGUCCUUGCAGGCAUUUUUUUGUGUGCCAGUGCUUUAUAGCUUAUUUCAGCAGUGUCACAUUCCUUAGCACAAUGUAACAAUCCAUUCCACACAGUAUAGCAUGGGUAACUGUGUGUGUGUGUGUGUGUGUGUGUGUGUGUGUGUGUGUGUGUGUGUGUGUGUGUGGCAUGCUAAACUAUUGCUCUUCCACCCUAAUGUUUUUUUAAGCUAAAAUAAAUUAGCAAUGGAGUCUAUGUUUAUAGAUAAAGUGAAUCAAAGAAAACAUUAAAUAAUGUAAAUUCAAUUUAGAGGAACAGAGAUUAAGCUGAGUGCUUGCAAUACAAAUAUACUUUCUGGCUUCCUUAGGCAAAACCAAUUUGUAGGAAAGAUUUAGUUAGUGUUUUUGUUGUCAGUCAAUGCCUAGACCCACACAUAGUCUGUCUGUCUACUCCCGCCAGUAGUGCUUAGCACUGUCAGUGUCGCUAUGGCGACAGGGCCUGCUCGCAGAAGAGAGAGGCCGCCGCCGUGUGAAGUGGGGCAGAAACAAAUUCUUAAAUGUGCAAGACUGGAGCUUUAAUCCUCUUAGCCCGGCUGGCUAACAAAGCUUGUGUAUGGGACAGCAACUUGAGCGCUACGCUAACUUAGCCUAGCCUGCAGGGUUUUUCUCUUUACAAAGGCUAAAACCUCACCAUAGGCUACUGGCUGGAUGAUAUGUCAGUUAGUGUGUCAAAAAUGCUUCGUCAAUAUGCUAAGCACAAGUUCAAAAGGGCAACCAAAUUCAAGGAUGCUAUAUUUCAAACAAAGUGCUUAUGAAGCAAUGCGCUAGUCCUUUUGGAUCACAUUCAAAUGAAUCAUAAACAAACAUUAGAGCCAAUAAGCAAAUGAGAUUCAAAAACAUAGUUUUACACAUUGUCUAAUUCAUGUAAUCCAUUAGUCACAGAAACACAGUGGUUGCAGCCCAUUUAUUGAGUAGCAUAUCAAGGCAUCCAGAUGGCUAUGAUGGAAAUAUUAUAUUGUGGCAGAGUCAUUGUUGGAUCCACUGAAAGGCUAUUAUCUCUGAAGGAAUGGACUGCUAUAGAUCCAGCUAAUCACUGUUGGGUAACGAGCUGGCCUGCCUCCCACGCACCUAGGCUCCUAGACUUAGUUCGAUUUUGGAAAUUCACGAAAUUAGCCUCUGUUUAUUUUAACAGCAGUGAUGGCAGGUUUUUGGUUAGAACUUGAUUGGAUCGGCUUGUGUGGCCUCAUUUUGCAUAUUAGUGAUACUCAAUGCAAUGCAUGUAUGUAACAAAGUGUGACAAGUAAACAUGGUUUGUGUUGAUAUAUCCAAAAAUAAAGCCGUAAUUUUGUGGAUUAAGCCUGUUUCUGGCGAGAUGUAUAAUUCCUACCGUCACACCAUUGAAUAUAUUUGAUUUCAAAUACUUAGUUAUAGUGUGUGUGAUCACGUCUGUCUAACUUCAAUCAAACAACUGCCACAAAUUCAAUAAACAGCACUUCAAAACUAUAACAGCCAACAGCUUUUAGCAGCUGCUCUUUUUUAUAAACAGUACUGAGUUUACACAGUUUGCCAUAUAUCAAAAUGUUGCAAAACCUAGAGUUCUUGAAUGCAACACUUGUUGACUGUAUUUCCAUUGAUGGUUUCAGGGUGGUGUCACAUCAACACUUAGCGGUGACCUGAGUGAAUGCUACACAUCAGCCCAGGCCAAUGGUGGCCAUCUUGCCUACCCAGAAGCCUCCACUAGUACACAGAUCAAUGGGAAGCAAUCGCCUGAGGAGUUUGAGCACAUCAUUCGCUCCAUGGCUCAGGUAAAGACCUGUUUGGAUAUAACGCAAGCAUUUCAUACAUUUUGAGUUAUGUCAUCACAGCAAGUAACUUUCUUUUAGAUACACAUAUAUUAAGAGGUACAUAUUUCCUUAUAUGGUUGGUUGUUUUUGUUUGUAAUCUGACUUGACUUUUGCACAAAUGCUGUUGGUGGUACUAUUUCUCCACAUCCCUAGACUGUAAGAAAUGUAUUAUCUCCAGAAAUAUAUCUUGAUAAUCACAAGCAAGGCUGGUUACACUCCCGGUCAAGCUAGCUAAAUAUUCAAAGACAAGUGCGCACUACACUACACUACACUACGCAGUGUUUAGUGUACACUCUUGAGUGACUUCAAAUAGACUUCAGAGGAGAGUGUGUGUCUUUGCUGCUGCUGGGAGAGGGGGUAAGAAGGAGGGCUAACAUUGUGUGUGUGAUAUAUAUGCGUACAUUUGUGUGUGUGCGUCUGUGCAUAUGCCUGCGUGUGCCUGCGUGUGUGUCUAGGGGCGUUACGUGAUGUACAUGGAGCUGGUGAAGCCGCUGUCUGGGGGUCUGGGCUUCAGCGUGGUUGGCCUGAGGAGCGAGAACCGUGGGGAGCUGGGCAUCUUCGUCCAGGAGAUCCAGCCCGGGAAGCGUGGCCCACUGGUAUGGGAACGUUAACAAGGGUCAUGCCCAGCAGAUUAAUCUGGUUGAAAUGACAUCAUUAUAACCAGAAACCCAGUUUUGCCCACUGGGUCAACCGUUGAUUAUCUAAUGUGUUAGUGAUGGGCUGGAACAAAAGCCUGCCCACCCUGUAGCAGACAAAUCUGGUUGAAAUGAAGUCAUUAAAACCAGAAACCCCGUUUUUGCACAUUCCAGCUGAAUCAACAGUUGAUUAUCUGAUGUGUAAGUACUGGGCUGGAACAAAAGCCUGCCCACGCUGCAUCUCCCCAAGACCAUAGUGGAUGACUACUGUCUUUUUCGACCUGCAUCUUUUCAACAGUGAGAUUAUCCGCAGUUCUAAGCUUUACAGCCCAUUAGAUAAUCAGCUGUUGACAAUCAACUAUUCAAUAAUGAAUUUAGUUGCACUGAGACCGCAUCUUAUGAAAUAGGUUUGACCUUGAGUCAUCAAUGAAAACUUAACAAUAUAAGACAUUAAAGGGAUAGUUCACCCAAAAUUACAUAUUGGACAAAACUACUAAAAAGUUACCACUUACAGCUGCAAUAUGUCACUUUUUGGGCGACCUGACCAAAUUCACAUAGAAAUGUGUGUUAUAGAUCUGUCAUUCUCAUUAAAAGCAAGUUUAAGAACCGGUAGAUCUGUUCUAUGUGCGCUAUUUUGAUGCCUCAAUAUUUUUGUUUAAUUGGAAAAUAUAUUUCACAGUGGUUUAGAUGCUACAAUUCUCUACACUAUACUUGCUUAUUUUGUCACAAACUGAAAUUAAGCAAACUAUUAGAAUUUUAGCAACCAGGAUGUCAUACUGUAAUUUUGGUGAACUAUCCCUUUAAUUGAUGUCAAUUAUAUAUUUUAUCAUGAGAAUCCUCCUGUUCCCACAGCGAUGGGAAGCUGAAGGAGUCAGAUCAGAUCUUGGCCAUCAACGGUCAACCCCUGGACCAGACAGUGACCCACCAGCAGGCCAUAGGCAUCCUGCAGAGAGCCUCUGAGCACGUGCAGCUCACCAUAGCCAGAGGACCCAUCCCUCAGCUGGCCAGCCCCGUGGUGUCCCGUACCCCCUCCGCUGCCAGCACCCUGUCUGCCCACUCCAGCGCGGUGAGGAGAAUGCACACACAGAGGCUUGUGGAAGCAUACAUAAACACAUUAGCACACACACAAACAUGAACACACUCACAUUCUGCGCGCACACACACACACACAAACUAUGGUGUCCCACAUUCCCAGGGGAGCUAGCGUCAUGCAUGACCACUCUAGCGUGAUGAGGAACACACAGACACAAAAGCAACCCUCAUACACAGACGGUUGUAUAACGUUAGUUCACUGAGGCACACACACAUACACAAUAAUACUUAACGUAUUCCUUCUCGCUCCUUGUGGAGCAAAGGGCCUCAACAGUGUAUCUCUAUCGAACCCUGUUCUGGGUAGUUUUCUUUACAUCCAGGUGGUUCCUGGAAUGAUGUUUCUUCAUUUCCUCUUCAUUAGUCCUUGUUUUCCUUGGACUGCCAACCUCUCUUUUGCCCUGAGGGUUACACCCUAUAGUAAGCUUCCUGUAGUGAAUGUUUUGAGAUCCAUAUCUGACCCUCACUCUCUGUGUCCCUCCUUAGGCCCACUGGAAUCAUGUGGAGACAAUGGAGCUGGUCAAUGACGGGACAGGCCUGGGCUUUGGCAUUGUGGGAGGCAAGACCACCGGUGUCAUUGUCAAAACCAUCCUACCUGGAGGCGUCGCUGAUCAGGUGACUUCAAUGUCAUGGAUGCACCACACAUUGGUAUUUAGAGGAUUUGCAAGCAGGAACCUGUUGUUUACACGUAAUUUCAACCAAAAAAAUUCAAUGUGAUGACGUUGAAUCAACGUGGAAAACUGAUUGGAUUUGCAAAAAGUAAUCAAUAUAUGGGUGGAAAAAAUUCACCCAUCUUUUUACCUAAGUUCAAUGUCAUGGUGACAUUUUUGGUUGAUUUCCCGUUUGUUGACAUCUCAACCAAAUGUAAAUAAAAAAUUUAUGUUGGACUGAUGCCUGUGCCCAGUGGGAAUAUUGGUUUUUGUAAGCCAUACCUACUAGUAAUAACCAACGACUUUCCUACCUUGUACUUAGGAUGGGCACUUACGCAGUGGGGACCACAUCCUCAAGAUUGGGGACACUGACCUUUAUGGCAUGGGAAGUGAGCAGGUGGCUCAGGUACUGAGUUUUGUAUUGAAUUGACUACUGAUAAUGAGACUCGUCUGAGACUUUUGGAUGUACGACUUUGAGACUUGACUGAGACUUGACAAAAACGUCUCCUUUUUAUCACCUUUGUCCUGGUUUUCCUAUAGUUUUAUACAGUAUAGCCCUAAGUGACAAGUAAAAUAUUUAGUGUGUAGUGCUGAUCUCAGUUGUAUUGUGAUUGGUCCAGGUCCUGAGGCAGUGUGGUAACAGAGUGAAGUUGGUUAUCACUAGAGGCCCUCCAGAGGAGACCUCCAUCGUCCCAAUGUUGUUGCCCACGGUCACAGAGCAACAGGUACGACAAGACAAUUGUGUGGGGUGGUUGGGUGGAUGGGUAGGGGGGAAAGGGGGAGGAUAAGGUGGUUUUAUUAGGUUUGUUUCCUUAAAAUGUUAUAUUUACAUAUGACUAGGAUAAAGUGCACAUGGUUCUGUCUCUCUUUUGUUCCAUCUCUCUUCCCCUCAGAGAUAGGCAUCCAAUGAGAAUAAUUUGUGACACGUAACAUCUGUGACUCAGAAGCCUCAGAAGUCACAAUGUUCCAAAAGCUAACAACUGGAAUUCGCUGUACAUUAUCAAGCAGUAUUAGCCUUGACCCUUAUCAACAUUCCAUGACUAACACUCCCAAACUAGACUGUAUAUUAUUUUCUGUACACAGUCUCAGUAACCCCAUUGCUUGAUUGCAAUUUUUAGUUGACAUUGAUCAAAUAAAUAACAUAACUCAUCUGGCUGACAGAGUUGAUGCAUAGGUGAGGAAUGCUUGUUGGUAAAUUGCUAACAGCACAUGGAAUUGGGGGAAUUCCGCACCCGCGACUCGCCCCCUCCACUGUGCUCUCUGUCGGCCAUUUUGUAGAAUGUAGAAGCUGACUCACUCUUCCUCUCUCUAUUCACAGGGAUAUGAGGAAGAGGAGGCCGAAGCGUUCGAUGUUGGGCUGACCAAGAAUGCCCAGGGUCUGGGAAUCACCAUCGCCGGCUAUGUGGGGGACAAAAAUUCUGGUAAGACUUGCCAGCAUUGUUUACUACUAGAAAUAGUUUUAUUUAUUUUCUAAUUUAUUCACUCUGCUUGGGAUGGAAUGAAACCACUUGUGAAGAAAUGUACUUUAAAGAGUCCCAUAGAAUGUAUGGAGCACAGAGCUAUAUAGUGACACUGCCUCUUCUCGUGAAAUGGUGAAUGUUUCUGACUUCUCUAGAACACUCAAACUGCAGAUACAGUUUGACAGUUAAAGGAAUGUUAUCCACACAUGCUCAUUGUGUCUAUUUUGCAAUUUUCAGAGCCCUCUGGUAUUUUCGUGAAAAGUAUAACUAAAGACAGUGCUGUAGAGCAAGAUGGCCGGAUCCAUGUUGGAGACCAGAUCAUAGCCGUAAGUGUCUUAGGCUAUCCUCAACUCUUUUAAUUUUAUUUUUUUGGACAAAUUUAUUUUCACUUUCUGACUUGAACAGAUAGAGAGGGAAGGAGAAUGACAGUGGGGUAGAGGUUGUGCAGUAGGCCAGAUUCGAACCUAUGCCAACACUAACAGCCCUAACCGCUAGACACCCCCAGGCCACACCCCUCUGAUUUUUUUAUUAGCUGUUAUGUAAAUUUAAAUUCCAUGCCAAAGUAUAAAAUAAAGUGUGCAAGGGUAUUUCUCUCAUUUUUGAAUAAUAUGGAGCUUUAUCUAUUUAGAUAAUGUAGGGAGAUAUUAAGGCCCCAUAUUUGAAUAAUUUGGCUUCAGCCGAGAUUUAUACACACUGUUCCAGUCAUGGCUAGGGCUGUUACGGUGACCGUAUUACCGCCACACCGGCGGUCAUGAGUCAUGACGGCAGUCAAAUUCCAUGUGACCAUUUAGUCACGGUAAUUACGCUUCUCCAAGCUCUGAUGCUGCUAAUGGUCAUUAGUAGCCUACCAAACUUGAUAACUGCCUGGUACUCAACACUCUAUUGUCCCUCUAAUCUCUCUGACAUCAAUGCAAAUGUUAUCGAAUAUCUAAUCAACCACUUCAUGGGAGCCCAUUAGCUCAUGUUGCGCAACAUUUCUAUAGGCUAUGCAAUUGCGUGAGAAAACAGAAUGAUGGCCUCUAUUAAAAAGUGGAGGAUCCCAUCAGCUUUCUAUAGGCUAGACCUACUAUAUUUAUUUUAUCAACUUUUCUAAUAUUAAGCACAUUGCUUCUCUUUACAACAGGAGUAUAGCCUACCUGGCUGGCAUGGAAAUGAACCACGGGAAAAGCGUCCUCCAUUCUCUAUUUAAGUGCUUAGAUGACAUUCAUUUUUUGCCCAUGUUUCGAGACAGGUGCAUGAAAAUGGUCCAUUCUAAAUCAAAACAAAUUUCACACAAAUAUUAUUUAGUAUAUGUAAAGACAAGAUUACAUCAAGAACAGUGAUGAUGGGUGACAAUAUUAGCCUAUCACUUGUAAAUUAUAUAUUAUCACUUGUGAAUUAUGCCCAGCUUGUGUGCAGUAAGGCAAGAAACCGCACAUGCCUUUUUUUGCGACUUUUUCAAAUCAUAUUCGCACACCUCAUGUAGACUAGCCCAUAGGCCUAUAUGUUUUGAUAAUGUUUGUAUCACAACUAAAGUGGCCAAAUACCUUAAAAUUAAGCACAUUCAUCCGCUUUACAUUUCAUAAAAAUAAUAAAAGCAUUACAUGCAUUUUUGGCUGUCUUCACUUGUAGCCUGUUAGAAAGAUCUGAUCACGUGACGGGUAUUGGCUAAUAAGAAUUUAGCAAUCUGAGAGAGUCAUGUGAGUGAGGGGUGCUUUGGAGCACGUAGCUGGGAAAAGGGUAUUAUAAUUAUUAUAUUCAGCCCAAGGGCACAACGGCCACUGGCCGCAAAAGGCAUGAUUUUUGGGGGGGCAUUAUGGCCACACAAAGGGGAUGCCGCCGUGAAAUUUGAGGCAUUGUCAAGUGCUUGUCAAAUUGUGAAUGAGAGACUGAUGAAGUGUGUGCCGUCUGCUCAGAAAACAAAGCAGAGCUCAUGCCUUUCAUGCAACUUUUUUCAAAUCAUCAUGCAACUUUUUUCAAAUCAUCAUUAGAGUCGCAUCAUGCAGCCUUAGGCUAUAUGUUUUGAUCACAGCUAAAGUUUUAAAAAAAACUCUAAAUUAAGCAUAUAGGAGUACCUGUUUCUUUGUUAAAUGCUCAACACAGAAUAGCUGGAUGUGCACACUCCCUCAGAAAUCUUUUGGAGAAAAUAUCCUUUCUAUUUUAUUCAGCUAUGUUCAAUUGUAUUCUUAAUACUAUUAAAUAAUGCCACGGAAUUCUAAGCAACUCUUGUCUGCUAAAUAAACUAGUGUAGCCCACAGCCAUAUGGCAUAGCCAGGUCAGAGCCAGAUCAGGGCCUAACAUAAGGACAACUCAGAGUAUGCUAUUCUGUUCUUCUGAAAUAUACUACAUUUUUCUUUAAAAUACAUAAUGGAUUUAUUGUGAUGGUGUAGGCUAUAUUAAAUUGAUUUAUUAGACUUUUUUAAAUGUAGAUGUUCCAAAGGUCUGAAUCAGUGGCUUGUAGGUUAUGCGUGGAAGCCAGGAGAUGCUAAAUGUGUUUAUGUUAAUUAACAGUCAAUUACCGUGAGAUCGGCUUGACAAUCACCGGCUGACAAUUUCAUGACUGCCACAGCCCUAGUCAUGACCCUAAAUUGAGCAUUUACAAUUAAUGCAAAACACUUUCUGUGUUACAUCCUGAAUAAAUUAAUGGAUUUGAAGCAUGAGCAAAUCUUCCAUCAUGAUUUGUUUUCUUGUUGUGAUGUAGGUUUGUCUAUUGGGUGCAACCAUUUUUGUGUGUAUGGGUGUGCCUGGUAUGGGUGUGCCUGGUACGGGUGUGCCUGGUAUGGAUGUGCCUGUGAGCUUGCUUUCCUGUUUGUGUUGUCCUGAGAAUGUAUCCUAUAGACUUGGAUAUACAACUCACGUGCCACAAAGCCUGUUUAAGUACGGAGAAAGCCCUCGUUGAUGCUGUCCAUGCUGUCACAGAAGCCAAUAUAACAAAGAUGCAAAGAAGAGCCCUCUAUUCAUCUCCAUGAUAUAUCCAUAAUCAUGACAUGGAUGAUCGCCCCCUGCAGGUGGACAGUAAUAACAUCCAGGGCUACACCAACCAGCAGGCCGUGGAGGUGCUGAGACACACGGGCCAGACUGUUCACCUGAAGCUGAUCAGGCGAGGCUUCCGUCCAGAGGACAUCCCACCUGCUGUGGUGCCCAGUGUGAUCGUAGUCUCACCAACCCCAGGGGGCAGAGACCCCACACUGGAGAGAACGGAUGUUGUGGACGCCACCACUGAAGGUACCUCUGGACAAAGGGUUUGGGCUACCUGGAUUUGUCCAAUAAAAAAACACACUCAAUUUGGUUUUCUGUUGCAAAGCAUUUUAAAACGUUUUCAAUGGCGUGCCCUAAUGAACAUGACCUUGACAACUGCAUCUUUGAUUGACAGUGCAUAUAUUUAUUGCAUAUUCCACAUACUGUAUUCCAUUUAGCUGAGAAUACAGCCCAACUGUAAUCAAGGGAUGGGAUGGGAUUUUUCUGGGUUAAUCAGGAAUUCCUACUCCAACAUUAUCCUCCAUUCAUACAUGAUAGAAAUGGACCUAUCCCUUAGCCAGAUUGACCUGAUUUCUAUGUAGUCCGUAUGUAUCAAGUGUUUCAGAGUUCUGAUUUAGGUUCAGUUUUGCCUUUUAGAUUGCAAUGAUUAAGUUUCCAUGGACAGGGAAGUACUUCUAUUCUGAGAAGCUUGAUACAUUCAGCCCCUGAUCACAUCCCUGGGGACCCUGCAGGGCUGUGCCCACUUGAGGAAAGUUCACAUACCACAACAUUGCCCUAACUUUAAUGACCUCCAUCUACGUAAGGAUGGUGAAGCUUCUUUCUACUUGUAUCUUCUCACCACAACCACAGCUCCAGAUUUAGAAGGCAGCGCACUCCGCCCUGCUUUAGGAAACCCUGAACUCCUUUAACCUGUAAUUGGGCCAGCCUCAUACGAACCCCAGUAAACAUAAGCGUAGGAAAAUGCAUGACAAAAUCAAAUCAAAUCCAAUUUUAUUGGUCGCAUACAUAUAUUUAGCAGAUGUUAUUGCGGGUGUAGCGAAAUGCUUGUGUUCCAAGCUCCAACAGUGCAGUAAUAUCUAACAAUUUACAACAAUACACACAUCUAAAAGUACAAACACACACGUGCAUGCACACUCACACACACUCUUACGCACACUCACACACACAAUGCCCAUUUAUAACACAACCCCUUACGACAUAACCACCAUGUUCUGGCUAGGAGCAAGAUGUGUAUGUGUGUAUUGACGUGUGUAUAUUGUGUACCCCGGUGCAGGUGAGAAACAGUACCAGGUAUUGAGUGGGGAAUCGGAUGUCACCAACGUGAAGGAUCAGUUAACUGAGAACACCAGAGACGGUAAGUGAAUCCACUCCCCUGUUAUCUGGGGUCCUUUACUAAGGAUAGCUAAUGGAUUGGAAUCUGUUUAAAAUAUGCUAUUGUCGUGAGGACUGGUUUUAGGCUACUGUGCAUUUCAAAAUAAUUGAACCAGUCCAUCUGUAGAUGCUCAACAAACUAUCAAUGCAUGUCUAUAGAUGUUUUCCCUGUUGUAAUUCAACAGAAAUGUUGUUGACAUGUUUUUGAUUGUCUGUGGAUAGUUUGUUGAGCAUCUACAGAUGGACUAUCCACAUGAAGUGUUGCCACACAUUUCAAAUAUAAAUUUUCUCCAUAAUACAGUUCCUUCAGAAAGUAUUCAGACCCCUUGACUUUUUCCACAUUUUGUUACGUUACAGCUUUAUUCUAAAAUAGAUUAAAUUGUUUUUUUCCCCCCUCAUCAAUCUACACACAAUACCCCAUAAUGACAAAGCAAAAACCGUUUUUUUAGAAAUGUUUGCAAAUGUAUAUACAAAAAAUUUUGAAAUAUAUAAUUUACAUAAGUAUUCAGACCCUUUACUCAGUACUUUGUUGAAGCACUUUUGGCAGUGAUUACAGCCUUGAGUCUUCUUGGGUAGGACGCUACAAGCUUGGCACACCAAUAUUUGGGGAGUUUCUCCCAUUCUUCUCUGCAGAUCCUCUCUAGCUCUCUCAGGUUAGAUGGGGAGCGUCGCUGGACAGCUAUUUUCAGGUCUCUCCAGAGAUGUUCGAUCGGGUUCAAGUCCGGGCUCUGGCUGGGCCACUCAAGGACAUUCAGAGACUUGUUCCGAAGCCACUCCUGUGUUGUCUUGGCUGUGUGCUUAGGGUCGUUGUCCUGUUGGAAGGUGUACGUUCCCCCCAGUCUGAUGUCCUGAGCGCUCUGGAGCAGGUUUCAUCAAGGCUCUCUCUGUACUUUGCUCCGUUAAUCUUUUCCUCGAUCCUUACUAGUCUCUCAGUCCCUGCCGCUGAAAAACAUCCCCACAGCAUGAUGCUGCCACCACCAUGCUUCAACUUAGGGAUGGUGCCAGGUUUCCUCCAGACGUGGUUUCAUCAGACCAGAGAAUCUUGUUUCUCAUGGUCUGAGAGUCUUUAGGUGACUUUUGGCAAACUCCAAGCGAGCUGUCAUGUGCCUUUUACUGAGGAAUGGCUUCCGUCUGGCCACUCUACCAUAAAGGCCUGAUUGGUGGAGUGCUGCAGAGAUAGUUGUCCUUCUGGAAGGUUCUUAACGUAAAUGUAAAAAUGUAAAUGUUCUCCCGUCUCCACAGAGGAACUCUGGAGCUCUAUCAGAGUGACCAACGGGUUCUUGGUCACCUCCCUGACCAAGUCCCUUCUCCCCCGAUUGCUCAGUUUGGCCAGGCAGCCAGCUCUAGGAAGAGUCUUGGUGGUUCCAAACGUCUUCCAUUUAAGAAUAAUUGAGGCCACUGUGUUCUUGGGGACCUUCAAUGCUGCAUAAUGUUUUUGGUACCCUUCCCCAGAUCUGUGCCUCGACACAAUCCUGUCUCGGAGUUCUACGUACAAUUCCUCAUGGCUUGGUUUUUUCUCUGACAUGCACUGUCAACUGUGGGACCUUAUAUAGACAGGUGUGUCCCUUUCCAAAUCAUGUCCAAUCAAUUGAACUUACCACAGGUGGACUCCAAUCAAGUUGUAGAAACAUCUCAAGGAUGAUCAAUGGAAACAGGAUGGACCUAAGCUCAAUUUCGAGUCUCAUAGCAAAAGGUUUGAAUACUUAUUUUUAAUACGUUUGCUGAAAUGUCUAAACACCUGUUUUCAUUUUGUCAUUAUAGGGUAUUGUGUGUAGAUUGAUAAGGGAAAAAAUGAAUUUAAUCAUUUUAGAAUAAGGCUGUAACAAGAAGUGGAAAAAGUCAAGGGGUCUGAAUACUUUCUGAAGGCACUUCAGUGGCAAAUAAAUACAGAUUUUCUUCACAUAAAAGGGUAAACGAAAGAUGCCUUUGAAGUGGUUCUUACAGUAACACCAAACUCUUUCAAGUAGGGCAUUUUGGAGUUGUCUAACUGUAGCCUACCGCUUGCUGUGAGUCAUUGAGUCUGAAUCAAUCAGAUGGGACAUAGUAGUUGGUUGAAUGUACUUGAAACUUCAUAUUCUAUUUAAGUCUACACUGAGUGUACAAAACAUUAGGAGCACCUUUCUAAUAUUGAGUUGCACCCCCUUUUGCCCUCAUAACAGCCUCAAUUCUUCAGGGGAUGGACUACAAGGUGUCGAAAGCUUUCCAAAGGGAUGCUGGCCCAUGUUGACUCUAAUGCUUCCCACAGUUGUGUUAAGUUGGCUGGAUGUCCUUUGGUUGGUGGACCAUUCUUAAUACACACAGGAAACUGUUGAGCAUGAAAAACCCAGCAGCAUUGCAGUUCUUGAUACCAUCCGGUGCGCCUGGCACCUACCCCGUUCAAAGGCACUUAAAUAUUUUGUCUUGCCCAUUCACCCUCUGAAUGGUUCACUUACACAAUCCAUGUCUCAAUUGUCUCAAGGCUUAAAAAUACACAUUUAACCGGUCUCCUCCCUUUCAUCUACACUGAUUGAAGUGGAUUCAACAGGUGACAUCAAUAAGGGAUCAUAGCUUUCACCUGGUCAGUCUAUGUAAUGGAAAGAGCAAGUCUUCCUAAUGUUUUGUACACUCAGUGUAUGUUAUAUUGAUGUUUUUAAGAAGCAAAGCUAACAGAGGAUGAAGAGUUGGAGCUGAUGAAGAGGUGGCAGGAGACUCUCGGCCCCAGCAACAAAGUAGUUGUGAGUUAACAGAAGUAACAUCCACCCAAACACAGCCUGUCUCUACUAAAUGAUACAUGGUUGUACUUUUUCCUGUUUUACACGUUCUCUUGCCGUUUUAUGGAUGGACAAGCACUGGUUGCAGAAUAAAAACAUUAUUGUAUGUGUUCUAAAUGGAAAAUGUCUAUAAAAACAUUGUUCAUAAAAAAAAAAAUCAUCAACCAUAUUGCCACACUAGGUCAUUUGAAUGCUGACCAUUAUAGGACAAUUUUAUAAAAUGUGUGAAAGCAUAAUUUUCUGAAAAAGGUGAAUAGUAUUUUCGUACCAACAGAGUUUGCCCACCUGUUGUGCCCAUGCCCAUGACAGGUUGCCCAGGUGGAGAAGUUCAGUGAGAGCAGUGGUCUGGGCAUCAGUCUGGAGGCCAACAACGGGCACCACUACAUUCGCUCCGUCCUGCCGGAGGGGCCAGUGGGAUGCUGUGGGAAACUCUUCAGUGGGGACGAACUGCUUGAGGUAAGGGGUACCGCCAAUAGCGAGAACAUGGUGAACAACAUUUAGCCUGGAACUAACUUACUGCACUAAUUCUUCCACCACUGAUAUCAAAUUUGAAGGUGCCUCAAUUCCUUGGAUAUGUUACUAAGAUGUUUUCACUACGCAAAAAAUAAUAGUGAACAAACUAGAAUGUAUUGCAUACAAAUAAAAACCUAGCCAUUUUUUUUCUUCCAGAAAUGACCCUAAAAUAUUGAUAGGAAUAUUUAGUCACAGUUCCUGCUCUUUUGAAUCUUAAUCGAAAACAUUUAGGCCUUUAUUCAAUCCGAUCGCGGGUUGCAGCUUUUAAAGGCAAUUUCAGAUUGAGCCGACAAAUGCAGAGUUUACCGUGAAUAGGAUCUCUGCGGGAACAGUGCCUUUAAAAACCGCAAUGAGUGACACAACAUAAGUGUUAACCAUUGGAUGUGUGUGCCCACCCCUCUCCAUUCAGGUCAAUGGAAUAUCCCUGAUUGGUGAGACCCACAAGGAAGUGGUGAACAUUCUGAAGGAGCUGCCUGUCUGUGUCUACAUGGCCUGCUGUAGGUCCGCCCCUCUCCUAAAGAGUGACAGGGAUUCUGGCCAACCAGGGUUGGAUGAAUUUGCCACUGAACCGAAAAUGAAGGUACAUUCCCUACGCUCCUUUGAGGUUAUUGAUAAUAAAUUAUUAUUUAAAAAACUCACCUGCUAUGGCUUUACAUCACUUGCCAUCACAUGGUUGGAGAGUUAUUUAACCAAUAGAACCCAGAGAGUGUUCUUCAAUGGAAGCUUUUCUAACAUCAGAUAUGUAUAGUGCGGUGUCCCUCAGGGUAGUUGCCUUGGGCCAUUACUCUUUUCGAUUUUUACAAAUGAUUUGCCACUGGUCUUACAUGAAGCUAGAAUGACUGUAUGCGGAUGAUUCCACACUUUUACAUGUUAGCAACCAAAGGCAGUGAGCUCACAGAAAUUCUAAAUAAGAAGUUAUGGUCAGUAUCAGAAUGGGUCAUCUAAAACUUAGAGAAUGUUUUGAACCAAAUAGAAUGCUUAAACAUCAACUGGAGUUGUGCAUAAAGGGUGUGACCAUUGAGCAAGUUGAGGAAGCUAAACUCCUAGGUAUAACAUUGGAUGGUCAAUUAUCAUGGUCAAGUCAUAUUGACAAAGUUGUUAUGAAGAUCAGGAGGGGUAUGUCUGUUUAUAAAAAGAGCUGCGUUUUUGAAACAAAAAUCAACUGUACUAGUUGUUCAGGCCCUGGUCUUGUCCCAUCUUGAUUACUGUCCGGUAAUAUGGUCAAGUGCAGCAAAGACGACCUAGCAAAGGAAUUCCCUUCCAUCUCCAAUUACUCAAGCAAACAGCAAAAUUACCUAUGUGGAAGCAUCUGCUUUCAAUAUACUUUUUAUCCUUCAUUUACUCAAGUGUUUCCUUUAUUUUGGCAGUUACCUGUAGAUGCUAUUGACAUCGGCAUUAUUACAUACAGUGCAUUCGGAAAGUAUUCAGAUCCCUCGACUUUUUCCACAUUUUGUUACUUUACAGCCUUAUUCUAAAAUGCAUUACAUUAUUUUUUUCCCUCAUCAAUAUACACACAAUACCCCAUAAUGACAAAGUGAAAACAGGUUUGCAGAAAUCUUUGCAAAUGUAUUAAAAAUAAAAAACGUAAGUACCUUAUUUACUUAAGUAUUUAAACCCUUUGCUAUGAGAUUUGAAAUUGAGCUCAGGUGCAUCCGGUUUCCAUUGAUCAUCCUUGAUGUUUCUACGACUUGAUUGGAGUCCACAUGUGUUAAGUUCAAUUGAUUGGACAUGAUUUGGAAAGGGACACACCUGUCUAUAUAAGGUCCCACAGUUGACAGUGCAUGUCAGAGAAGAAAACCAAGCCAUGAGGACAAAGGAAUUGUCCGUAGAGCUCCGAGACAGGAUUGUGUCGAGGCACAGAUCUGGGGAAGGGUACCAAAACAUGUCUGCAGCAUUGAAGAUUCCCAAGAACACAGUGACCUCCAUCAUUCUUAAAUGGAAGAAGUUUGGAACCACCAGAACCACAAGUUUGGGAGAACAUUCCAGAAGGACAACCAUCUCUGCAGCACUCCACCAAUCAGGCCUUCAUGGUUGAGUGGCCAGACGGAAGCCAUUCCUCAGUAAAAGGCACAUGACAGCUCGCUUGGAGUUUGCCAAAAGCCACCUAAAGACUCUCAGACUAUGAGAAACAAGAUUCUCUGGUCUGAUGAAACCAAGAUUGAACUCUUUGGCCUGAAUGCCAAGCGUCACGUCUGGAGGGAACCUGGCACCAUCCCGACGGUGAAGCAUGGUGGUGGCAGCAUCAUGCUGUGGCGAUGUUUUUCAGUGGCAGGGACUGGGAGACUAGUCAGGAUCGAGGGAAAUAUGAACGGAGCAAAGUACAGAGAGAUCCUUGAUGAAAACCUGCUCCAGAGCGCUCAGGACAUCAGACUGUGGGGAACGUACACCUUCCAACAGGACAACGACCCUAAGCACACAGCCAAGACAACGCAGGAGUGGCUUCGGGACAAGUCUCUCAAUGUCCUUGAGUGGCCCAGCCAGAGCUUGGACUUGAACCCGAUCAAACAUCUCUGUAGAGACCUGAAAAUAGCUGUGCAGCGACGCUCUCCAUCCAACCUGACAGAGCUUGAGAGGAUCUGCAGAGAAGAAUGGGAGAAACUCCCCAAAUACAGGUGUGCCAAUCUUGUAGCAUCAUACUCAAGAAGACUCAAGGCUGUAAUUGCUGCCAAAGGUGCUUCAACAAAGUACUGAGUAAUGUGUCUGAAUAUAACAUAUUUCAGUGUUGUUUUUUUUUGUGCAAAUAAAUCUAAAAACCUGUGUUUGCUUUGUCAUUAUGGGUAUUGUGUGUAGAUUGAUGGGAAAAAAAACUAUUUAAUCCAUUUUAGAAUAAUGCUGUAACGUAACAAUGGGAACAAGUCAAGGGGUCUGAAUACUUUCCGAAUGCACUGUAUUUUUGAAACGGUCAAUGUUCCAGUAACUGUCAUGGCAAUAAUCAUUGCUUACUAGCCUAAACAUAAUGCAAUCUAACAUGCAUGGUUGGGGUCAAUUCAGAUUUAAAUUCAGUCAUAUAUCUUUUGUUAUUUUCAGCAAGUGAGUUGUUCAGGAAGUGAUUUGAAAACAACUGAAGGUUAAGCCAGAAAGUCCUUCACAAAAUGGUGGGUGUUGGACAUACAGUAGCAUACAGUAAACCGUGUUUUCCCCCACCCCUUGAUAUUGAAUGACUAAUAUGAUUGGUCCUCCUACUUCACUCAUCCACCCUCAUUAGUUUAACACAGUCUGUCCAAUGCUCUGCCGGGCCUCCAGUUUGGCAACGAUGACGGAUUAAGAUUUAGGAUUAGGAAGGACAGUGACUGUUUAUUAACACCAAUCCAUCUAAAGUAAUACCUCAGGUACUGUGACAAUGCAUGAGAUAUAGGCGAUAGUAGCCAGGGAGCUACACAAAGCUAACCUUCAAUGGAAACCUGCCUUUGGAUUUUGGAUUUCUCCUCAGCUCAUCAGAUGCCUCAGUUUAGGGAAAAAAUACAACAUACAGCACUUCUGCCUAGCAACCAAAGAUUCCCUUUAAUGUGCUGCCAAAAAACUUACGAAACGGCACUAGCGGAGAACCAGCAGCCUAUGGGCUCGGAGUUAGUAAGGAAUGCGUGUGCUGGUAUGAUAUCGAGGAUUUAUCUCUGCAGAUACAGGGAGACCUCAGCAGUUUCCUGGUUUCCGAAGGUUCCGAGGGGGUGGCAACGAAGGAAAAUGUAACGGAGGAGACACUCGGAGCUCCUUUGGCCAUGUGGGAGACGGAGAUACAGGACAUUGAGCUAGAGAAGGGAGAGAGUGGACUGGGAUUCAGCAUCUUGGACUACCAGGUGAGAAUUCUGAAUGGGAAUUCUGGGAAUGAUUAUCAUAGGAAUGAUACUUGCUAGUCAAGCGUAUGUGAUUUUUGCAAAUGAUUGAAUUUACUUAUUUCAUCAUCAUUCACUUCAAAUAGUUGUUGUUGUGGGUUGUACCUGUCUUCGUACUUUGGGAGGAAGUGGUCAUGUGAGCUUUAGGACCGUUGCCCUCUGGGAAAUUAAGUUCAGCAAAAAGCAUAAGUGACUCAAUACACUAAAUGCGCUGUGUUUUUCCAUGUAGAUUGAAACUAAAUUGCUUACUCUUAUUUUUGUUAAAAGUAAUAACUUGUCAUAUACAGAACAUUCAGAAUAAACAAAUCCUCCAAAUAAAAGUGCAUUAUACAUUUUAGUCCUUGUUGCUGUAUUGGAUUAUCUGUUGAGUGCAUCCAUUGACAUUACUGACACAGAUCUUGUCGUAGGACCCAAUUGAUCCGGCCAAGACGGUGAUCGUGAUUCGCUCUCUGGUGUCCGAAGGAGUGGCGGAACAGGAUGGCAGGCUGUUGCCAGGUGACCGGCUCAUGUUCGUCAACAGCACCAACCUGGACAAUGCCAGUCUGGAGGACGCCGUCCAGGCAUUGAAGGGGGCCGACAUCGGCAAGGUCCACAUCGGGGUGGCCAAGCCACUGCCUGUAAGGAAACCCUAUUGUGACGUCUGUCCUAUAGCGAGACUAGUGAGGCGUGUGUGUGAUGUACAGUGAACUCCAAAGGUAUUGGGACAGUGACCAUUUUAGUUUUAUUUUGGCUCUGUACUCCAGCACUUUGGAUUUGAAAGGAUACAAUGACUAUGGGGUUAAAGUGCAGACUGACAGCUUUAAUUUGAUGGCAUUUUCAUCCAUAUCGGGUGAACCGUUUAGAAAUUACAGCACUAACUGUACAUUUUAGGGGACCAAAAGUCAUCAUUGCGUGCUAGGAAUAUGGGACCAAAUACUAAACUUUUGACUACUUUAAUACACGUAAGUGAAUUUGUCCCAAUACUUUUGUUCCUCUAAAAUGGGGGGAACAUGUACAAAAAGUGCUGUAAUUUCUAAACGGUUCACCCGAUAUGGAUAGAAAUACCCUCAAAUUAAAGCUGACAGUCUGCACCUUAACCUCAUAGUCUCUGUAUGAUUUCAAAUCAAAGUGCGAGAGUACAGAACAUGUCACUGUCCCAAUACUUUUGGAGCUCACUGUAUGUGAGCGUUUGUGUGUGUGGGCACUCAGCAUUUGUGUGCGUUUUCUGUCCGGUGUGUGUGGCCACCCAAAAAUGAGGGCUCAUCUUACUGAUGUCUUGAAUUUUUCUUGCUGACAUACUCACCUCCAAGCUCCCAGACAACAGCAUAAGGCAGCACAAACAUCCCUGCCUUUUGUGUCAUAUUGCUUUAUUAUUGCAUUUUGAGGCACCUUGGACUCUGUGUACAUAAAUGCAUUGGGACAGCUGUCAAAAUAAGGGUUUUCCCACAAACAUAUUUACCACCUGAGGGAUUUCUAGUCUAAUCUUUGUGUGUUUUCUGUGAAAAUUGGUUGCAUUCUUUCAGCUUUAGAGUUAGAUUUCUCUCUCUUGGGCUUGCCAUUGGAUUAUGAUGAGAAUGUACAGUAGGUUCUAGCUCUCGUGUCAAGGUUGUUGUAGGUCUGGUGGAUUACAUUGUUUUUGUGAAGCCUCUGUGGAGUUAUCGAGCUCUCCUGCAGCUCAUUUUUGUUGGAUUGCUUCUCAAAAUUGAGUUUGACUGGUAUAAGCCUCUAAUACCGUCUCCAAUCUCUCCCUCUUUUCUCUAUAUCUCUCGCUCGCCGGGCAUCGCGCUAGAUACAAUCAAGAUCAAACGGUCCAUUUAAAGCGAUCUGUGGCAAACUCCAAGAAAGGAUGUCUUUUGAAGUCCUUUGGAAAUCAAAUAACCAAGUACAACUUGUCACCAAACUAUUACCAAAGUAGAGACCAAUCCAUGGAAACCAAAUCAAACCAAUAAGACUCACACUCCUUUCGCUACUAACAACCUCAACUACAUUGUUUAACAACUCCAAUCAAAUUUGACUUGAAAUUUGUAGACAAUGAUUGGAAUUUCCUCAGUAUUAUUUUCUGGGAAUUUCCAGAUAUUUUCCAAUUACAGCCCUGUCUCCACAGCCGUACAAUGAAGAGGGCAGUCCGUCGUCAUCCUCGGGAAUCUGUUCUUUUAUCUUCAACACUCUGCUGGUUAAAGAGAGAGAAGAGGAGCCAGCAGAGGGCCACCUUUUCUGGGCAGAGCCUGCAUUGGUUAGUCGCCGUUGGGGACAUGUCAAACCGACCAUUGAAAUUGAGGGACAAGGGAAAAAAACAACCAAUCAAAAUUAGACACAAAGUAACCAUUGUGACUUCUAAAAUGUGUCCUUUAAAAUAUUCUAUCAAGUACAUUUAAUUUCAUUCGUAACUCUAAUCACAUUCGAUCAACAAAAAACAAAAUAUUGUUUUGAAAUGGCUCUCAUGGCACUCACACAGCUAUCCGUGAUUGGAUAGCUCACCCAUGGAAUAGAGACAUAUUCCCCAUCCAAUUCACUACUUUAAUGCAGAUUGACUCCAAUGAGGCAGACCUGACCGAUGAGAGGGUGUUGGAGCAUCGCUUCUCUGGCGAGGAGGAUGACACCUUCCAAGCAUCCUUGAUCGCCCUCCACGGCAGCACCUGCAGCGCUGACCUGUCCUACCAGAUGAUCUUGCAGUCCUCCACACCCAAGGUAGGCCAACAAACUUGCACUGUGGCUAGCUGAGUCCAUUUUAAAGCCAUUACAGUCAGCAAUUUUUGAAAGCUUGUUACAAAGCAAAAGCAGUAUCAGUAUGGUCAUCUCAUUAGUUUGAAUUUCAUUAGAGCAAUUGCAAGCUGCUGCCCUUUUCACUAAGAAAACUCCUCACGUAAUCAAAAUAAAUAGCUUAUUUUACCAUACAAGGUUGACUUUAAAAGUACUGUGCUAUCUUUAAUUAUUUGACUUCUUCAAACUGGCAGCUAUAUUGAAGUGAUACAAUGUUUAUUUUGUUGUUAACCCCUUUGUAUGUACUGUAUGUUGCCUGUUUUUGUUGUAGAUCUUUGUCUCUUCCUGGAGUGCUAUCCCCAGAGGGUUUUUUUAGAUUAGUAUCUACCUAUAUAUUGCACUGCACCUUAACAAGAUGUUACUACCCUAUUAGAAUUAAAUGGUCCAUUGCGUGCCUCAGUCCUGCUCUCAGCAUUUCUGCUUGUUGCAGUUCUUCCAAAUAGUUUCCUCUCCUAGGGAUUUCUUUUUCCAAGUUUCAUAUUGCCAUCUCGGAUGCUUAAGGAACCGCUGAAGAGAUUCAUUGCCACACAGUUCGGGCCUCAUGAAAUAUAUCUAGGGAGAUAAUAAAGAAAUAUUGGGUGCAACGCACACUCUAAAACAGGAUAAUCUGUAAUUAUCACUAUUCCCCGUCUGUCACUGAUGGCUUUUCAAUGGCUCAUUACGAGGAGUGCAGAGCGGCGACUGAGGUAGACGAAAUCCCCCAGUUGGGUGAUUGUGAAACUAACGAGGUGUAACCUCCAUUUUGGCUCGUCUGGUUUGUUUUACCUACAUAGCGGAGUGCUCGUCUGGACUUGUUGACCGAACACCCCUUUGUGAUGUUGUCCGGCCUCGCAGACGUCACCGAACCCUUCUCCCCGGAGGAGAAGCCCAUCGCUUUCCCCCUGCCCAGGAGUAUUGGAAGUCACUCCCUAAUGAUUGACAACAACGCACUAGCUAGCUCCGAUCAGUACCUGGCGCAUCACUUAACCCAAAUGGAGCCGGCGGAUCUGUCGAACUCCUACAGUCCGUACACUGACUCCGGUUUGAAUGAUUUGGGGGAGCCGAUGCAGUCUCUCCAUUUUCCGGUGGAGCCCACCAUGGCGAUUGCGGACAUAGGGGAGAUGGACGGCUUAAUGAAGGUAAACAAGCCUUCAUCUAAAGAGCUGUGCCAUCUGUCGCUUGGCCAUCGAAUGUCAUUAAGUGUGCUUCAUAAUCAAACAAGCAUGAGUAAAUCGGUCAACAGCAAUGAUCAGGAAAUUGAAAUGCAAGAAGUUACGUUUAACAAAUGUUGAAAUGCAGUGGACUCAUCACAGGCCAAUGUGAAAUGUAAUUGGAUUUACGAGAAUAAUAGCUAAUAACCCAACCAGUUUUAAACAUUCUACUUUUUACUAGAAUUAACAUUUUUAGGUAUUACAUGCCCAAGGUGACGGCAUAACAGAAAAUAAUUUAAGAUGAUUCCCUUCCUUACUUUGUAUGUUUGAUUCCUUGGCUAAUUGUUCCCACGUAACCUCCCUGGUAGUAUAGAUUAACUCUAUCUUAUUCUGUCACAAUUAUUAGUUUUAAAAUGUUGUACCAAAACUUCCUCCAUAGAAAAUAUUUUCUAAUUUGACCUCAAUCUCAUUCUGUCACAAUUAUUCAUUUUUACGUUUUGUACCAUAGAAAAUAUUUAAAAAUGUGUUUCAUGAAUACUUUUUAUUGAAUCAUUAUUCUCAAGGGGGAUGAGCCAUCUGUAAAGCAGUCCAAAGAGGAAGGGGACAAGAUUAGAACCACUGGGAGUAACUUUGAAAGGACAAUCACUGUUGUCAAGGGCAACUCCAGUCUCGGUUUGUAUUAAUUCUUUGGCACUAUGUUGUAUAUUCCUAUAUUUCUUUUUUUAAUUGUCAGCCCUGAUGAGAAAUUGUUGUGAAGAGAACAGUAUUCACUUUUUAAUCAAUCUUUCCUCUUUACACCCCAGAAUUGUAUGUAAAUAAUGCAAUAUCUGAUGCAUUAUGGUCUUUCUGUCUGUUAAGGUUGUUGGAUAUUAAUUAUGAUAUUAACUAUGUGAAUCUCCAGCGCAUCAACAUUAUUAACAAAUGAUUAAAGAUUGAACACAUUACAUAUAAAUGUUCCAGAUCUUUGAGAAUGUUGUCUUUGUAUCUACCUUACAGGGAUGACGGUGAGCGCUGUCAAGGAUGGCUUGGGGAUGCACAUCCGCAGCAUCAUCCACGGAGGCUCCAUCAGCCGAGACGGCCGUCUGGGGGUGGGGGACCUCAUCCUGGCCAUCAACGGCGAGGCCACGGCCAACCUGACCAAUGCACAGGCCCGCGCCAUGCUCCGGAGACACUCCCUCAUUGGGCCAGACAUGGGGUAAGGACCCGGGCUAGGCAACAUGUCCAAUGUUUUGAUACCUUGUCCUUGGAAACCUGUUUUAUAUGGUUUCAUUAAAAUGCCCAACUACUGCCUAUACAUACAGUGCAGAUUUCACAUCAAAUAUAUUAUUCCUAGAUUCCCUACACACGGAUGCACACUCUUUUUUAUGUUACAAUGUAAAAGUCAGAGAGGACUUUUACAUAGACACACUAUUAAACAGUCAGAUAAAUGGCGCCUGACGUCACACUAAAUGCCUCUUGAUCAAAUGUGGUCCUUUAAUUUUUUUGUUAUGUAAAUGAUUUGGUGGCUUUUUCUAUAGCCUAUGUGUACAAUUAUGAUCAAGUCAAGCAUUGAGUUAAGCUUCGUAGUGUAUUGCAUUAGAGUAAAUUGCUCCAAAUGAUCCCAUUAAUGUAAUUUGUACAUCUCCCACACAACAGCUAACUGUUUUAACCAAAGCCAUCCAAAUACACAUUUAAUUGAAAUGAAUUGAGAUUACUAAAACGCAUACCUCAGAAACAACACCUGAUAAUGAAUGUGUAGUAAACAUUAUUAUGCAGUAGAAAGUGUUGAGGAGCUCAGUUUACUUUUAACAAUGCACUUAUCGUCUAAUAGGAAAGGUCAUUGUAAUCCAGUGUUGUGAGUCAUAGACCACCUUAAUAUCACUUAGAAGUUGUGCCAUGCAAAGCAUGAUAGAAUGUACAUAUAUAGGAUCUUAAUUUGAGACUGUUUGCUACAGCAGGAAAAUAAUCCUGCAGCAACAGGAAAUGUGAAUUAGUAUGUGGAUUAUAAUUAAUGAACAUUUUUGUAGGGGUUGAUACAUUUUUCGUGAGGGAAAUUUCAAAGUGGAAAUUGCAAACUUCAGAAGCCCUUUUAAACCUUAUGUACACUACACGUUUUAAAUGUUCUGCCUUGCAGGAAAGUUAUCCUGCAACAGGAUGAUCAAAUUAAGAUCCUACAUCUGUAGGCUACUGUACAUACAUUUAAUAUUUCUGAUGAACACCAAUUGAAUACUGUAGGCUACAUGAAGGUAGGACUUUCAGUCCUAUAGAAAGGCUUUUGGACUACAGCAUUUGGACGAGGGAAGCUACAUUAAAGUCUUGGGCCCCAUUAUUUUCGGUAUCUCAAGUGCUGCUUGCUUUACGUUAAACUUCUCAGUACAGUAUGUUUGCCCAUAAAAUCCUCUUCACCUUCUAGAUCUGCUUGUGCACCAGAGGACGAUCUGUGCCCCUUUUAUGUGUGAGUAUUGCUAACUCCCACGCUGAGGGGUGUGCAACCAAAAUCUGCCAUUUUAAUUUGUUUCCUCACUGUCCACAUUUCCUCACCAUCCUCAUGCGGGCCUCAUCGCCUGUCCAUGGUAGGGAGUUUUAUCCAGAUCUAGAAGUUACAACACAUACAGUAUAUCAACCAUACUGCACAUCUACCUUACACAAACCUUAUCUCAUCCAUAUAUCUAUCAUACACAAGUCUUAUAUUAACCAUAUACAGUGAGGGGGAAAAAAUUAGUUGAUCCCCUGCUGAUUUUGUACGUUUGCCCACUGACAAAGACAUGAUCAGUCUAUCAUUUUAAUGGUAGGUUUAUUUGAACAGUGAGAGACAGAAUAACAACAACAAAAUCCAGAAAAACGCAUGUCAAAAAUGUUAUAAAUUGAUUUGCAUUUUAAUGAGGGAAAUAAGUAUUUGACCCCUCUGCAAAACAUUACUUAGUACUUGGUGGCAAAACCCUUGUUGGCAAUCACAGAGGUCAGACGUUUCUUGUAGUUGGCCACCAGGUUUGCACACAUCUCAGGAGGGAUUUUGUUCCACUCCUCUUUACAGAUCUUCUCCAAGUCAUUAAGGUUUCGAGGCUGACGUUUGGCAACUCGAACCUUCAGCUCCCUCCACAGAUGUUCUAUGGGAUUAAGGUCUGGAGAAAAGUUAGGCCACUCCAGGACCUUAAUGUGCUUCUUCUUGAGCCACUCCUUUGUUGCCUUGGCCGUGUGUUUUGGGUCAUUGUCAUGCUGGAAUACCCAUCCACAACCCCCUUUCAAUGCCCUGGCUGAGGGAAGGAGGUUCUCACCCAAGAUAUGACGGUACAUGGCCCCGUCCAUCGUCCCUUUAAUGAGGUGAAGUUGUCCUGUCCCCUUAGCAGAAAAACACCCCCAAAGCAUAAUGUUUCCACCUCCAUGUUUGACGGUGUGGAUGGUGUUCUUGGGGUCAUAGGCAGCAUUCCUCCUCCUCCAAACACGGCGAGUUGAGUUGAUGGCAAAGAGCUCGAUUUUGGUCUCAUCUGACCACAACACAUUCACCCAGUUCUCCUCUGAAUCAUUCAGAUGUUCAGUGGCAACUUCAGACGGGCCUGUAUAUGUGCUUUCUUGAGCAGGGAGACCUUGCGGGCGCUGCAGGAUUACAGUCCUUCACGUGUUACCAAUUUUUAUUUUUUUUGGUGACUAUGGUCCCAGCUGCCUUGAGAUCAUUGACAAGAUCCUCCCGUGUAGUUCUGGGCUGAUUCCUCACCGUUCUCAUGAUCAUUGCAACUCCAUGAGGUGAGACCUUGCAUGGAGCCCCAGGCCGAGGGAGAUUGACAGUUAUUUUGUGUUUCUUCCAUUUGCGAAUAAUCGCACCAACUGUUGUCACCUUCUCACCAAGCUGCUUGGCGAUGGUCUUGUAGCCCAUUCCAGCCUUGUGUAGGUCUACAAUCGUGUCCCUGACAUCCUUGGAGAGCUCUUUGGUCUUGGCCAUGGUGGAGAGUUUGGAAUCUGAUUGAUUGCUUCUGUGGACAGGUGUCUUUUAUACAGGUAACAAGCUGAGAUUAGAAGCACUCCCUUUAAGAGUGUGCUCCUAAUCUCAGCUCGUUACCUGUAUAAAAUACACCUGGGAGCCAGAAAUCUUUCUGAUUGAGAGGGGGUCAAAUACUUAUUUCCCUCAUUAAAAUGCAAAUACAUUUAUAACAUUUUUGACAUGUGUUUUUCUGGAUGUUUUUGUUGUUAUUCUGUCUCUCACUGUUCAAAUAAACCUACCAUUAAAAUUAUAGACUGAUCAUGUCUUUGUCAGUGGGCAAACGUACAAAAUCAGCAGGGGAUCAAAUAUUUUUUUCCCUCACUGUAUCUACCAUACACAAGUCUUAUAUCAACCAUAUAUCUACAGUACCAGUCAAAAGUGUGGACACACCUACUCAUUCAAGGGUUUUUCUUAAUUUUUUACUAUUUUCUACAUUGUAGAAUAAUAGUGAAGACAUCAAAACUAUGAAAUAACACAUAUGGAAUCAUGUAGUAACCAAAAAAGAAUUCAAACAAAUCAAAUAUAUUUUAUAUUUGAGAUUCUUCAAAUAGCCACCCUUUGCCUUGAUGACAGCUUUGCACACUCUUGGCAUUCUCUCAAUCAGCUUCACCUGGAAUGCUUUUCCAACAGUCUUGAAGGAGUUCCCAUGUAUGCUGAGCACUUGUUGGCUGCUUUUCCUUCACUCUAUCAUCUGACUCAUCCCAAACCAUCUCAAUUUGGUUAAGGUCGGGGGAUUGUGGAGGCCAGGUCAUCUGAUGCAGCACUCCAUCACUCUCCUUCUUGGUAAAAUAGCCCUUACACAGCCUGGAGGUGUGUUGGGUCAUUGUCCUGUUGAAAAACAAAUGAUAGUCCCACUAAGCCCAAACCAGAUGGGAUGGCGUAUCGCUACAGAAUGCUGUGGUAGCCAUGCUGGUUAUGUGUGCCUUGAAUUCUAAAUAAAUCACAGACAGUGUCACCAGCAAAGCACCCCCAUACCAUAACACCUCCUCCAUGCUUUACGGUGGGAACUACACAUGCAGAGAUCAUCCGGCGGUUGGAACCAAAAAUCUCAAAUUUGGACAAUUUCCACCGGUCUAAUGUCCAUUGCUCGUGUUUCUUGCCCCAAGAAGGUCUCUUCUUAUUGGUGUGUUUUUGUAGUGGUUUCUUUGCAGCAAUUCGACCAUGAAGGCCUGAUUCACACAGUCUCCUUUGAACAGUUGAUGUUGAGAUGUGUCUGUGACUUGAACUCUGUGAAGCAUUUAUUUGGGCUGCAAUUUCUGAGGCUGGUAACUUUAAUGAACUUAUCCUCUGCAGCAGAGGUAACUCUGGGUCUUCCAUUCCUGUGGCGGUCCUCAUGAGUGCCAGUUUCAUCAUAGCGCUUGAUGGUUUUUGCGACUGCACUUGAAGAAACUGUCAAAGUUCUUGACAUUUUCCGUAUUGACCUUCAUGUCUUAAAAGUAAUGAUUGACUGUCAUUUCUCUUUGCUUAUUUGAGCUGUUCUUUCCAUAAUAUGGACUUGGUCUUUUACCAAAUAGGGCUAUCUUCUGAUACCCCCCCUACCUUGUCACAUCACAACUGAUUGGCUCAAACGCAUUAAGAAGGAAAUAAAUUCCACAAAUUAACUUUGAAGAUGGCACACCUGUUAAUUGAAAUGCAUUCCAGGUGACUACCUCAUGAAGCUGGUUGAGAGAAUGCCAAGCGUGUGCAAGGCUGUCAUCAAGGCAAAGGGUGGCUAUUUGAAGAAUCUCAAAUAUAAAAUAUAUUUUGAUUUGUUUAGCACUUUUGUGAUUACUAAAUGAUUCCAUGUGUGUUAUUUCAUAGUUUUGAUUUGUUCACUAUUAUUCUACAAAAAUAGUAAAAAUACAGAAAAACCCUUGAAUGAGUAGGUGUGUCCAAACUUUUGACUAGUAGUGUACCAUACCCAAGUCUUAUAUCAACCAUAUAUCUACCAUACACAUACAGUGGGGAAAAAAAGUAUUUAGUCAGCCACCAAUUGUGCAAGUUCUCCCACUUAAAAAGAUGAGAGAGGCCUGUAAUUUUCAUCAUAGGUACACGUCAACUAUGACAGACAAAUUGAGAAAAAAAAUCCAGAAAAUCACAUUGUAGGAUUUUUUAUGAAUUUAUUUGCAAAUUAUGGUGGAAAAUAAGUAUUUGGUCACCUACAAACAAGCAAGAUUUCUGGCUCUCACAGACCUGUAACUUCUUCUUUAAGAGGCUCCUCUGUCCUCCACUCGUUACCUGUAUUAAUGGCACCUGUUUGAACUUGUUAUCAGUAUAAAAGACAACUGUCCACAACCUCAAACAGUCACACUCCAAACUCCACUAUGGCCAAGACCAAAGAGCUGUCAAAGGACACCAGAAACACAAUUGUAGACCUGCACUAGGCUGGGAAGACUGAAUCUGCAAUAGGUAAGCAGCUUCGUUUGAAGAAAUCAACUGUGGGAGCAAUUAUUAGGAAAUGGAAGACAUACAAGACCACUGAUAAUCUCCCUCGAUCUGGGGCUCCACGCAAGAUCUCACCCCGUGGGGUCAAAAUGAUCACAAGAACGGUGAGCAAAAAUCCCAGAACCACACGGGGGGACCUAGUGAAUGACCUGCAGAGAGCUGGGACCAAAGUAACAAAGCCUACCAUCAGUAACACACUACGCCGCCAGGGACUCAAAUCCUGCAGUGCCAGACGUGUCCCCCUGCUUAAGCCAGUACAUGUCCAGGCCCGUCUGAAGUUUGCUAGAGUACAUUUGGAUGAUCCAGAAGAUGAUUGGGAGAAUGUCAUAUGGUCAGAUGAAACCAAAAUAGAACUUUUUGGUAAAAACUGAACUCGUCGUGUUUGGAGGACAAAGAAUGCUGAGUUGCAUCCAAAGAACACCAUACCUACUGUGAAGCAUGGGGGUGGAAACAUCAUGCUUUGGGGCUCUUUUUCUGCAAAGGGACCAGGACGACUGAUCCGUGUAAAGGAAAGAAUGAAUGGGGCCAUGUAUCGUGAGAUUUUGAGUGAAAACCUCCUUCCAUCAGCAAGGGCAUUGAAGAUGAAACGUGGCUGGGUCUUUCAGCAUGACAAUGAUCCCAAACACACCGCCCGGGCAACGAAGGAGUGGCUUCGUAAGAAGCAUUUCAAGGUCCUGGAGUGGCCUAGCCAGUCUCCAGAUCUCAACCCCAUAGAAAAUCUUUGGAGGGAGUUGAAAGUCUGUGUUGCCCAGCGACAGCCCCAAAACAUCACUGCUCUAGAGGAGAUCUGCAUGGAGGAAUGGGCCAAAAUACCAGCAACAGUGUGUGAAAACCUUGUGAAGACUUACAGAAAACGUUUGACCUGUGUCAUUGCCAACAAAAGGUAUAUAACAAAGUAUUGAGAAACUUUUGUUAUUGACCAAAUACUUAUUUUCCACCAUAAUUUGCAAAUACAUUCAUUAAAAAUCCUACAAUGUGAUUUUCUGGAGAAAAAAAUUCUCAUUUUGUCUGUCAUAGUUGACGUGUACCUAUGAUGAAAAUUACAGGCCUCUCUCAUCUUUUUAAGUGGGAGAACUUGCACAAUUGGUGGCAGACUAAAUACUUUUUUCCCCACUGUACCUUAUAUCUACCAUACACAAACCUUAGUCUGACCAGUUAAGUAUAAAAUAGAGCAAACUUCUUAAAUUCACAAUUCAAUCAUUAAUAAUUCAAGAUAUUGUCAAAUGAUGUUGAAAUCUGUGGCCAUUAAAUUUCACCAGAUCAGAUAAUCUUAUAGCUAAUCAAUGCUUUGCUGAUUUUUUUUUAAAUACAGCAUAUUUAAUAUUGCCAAUACCAACACAGAUAUAUCUCCAAAACCAUUUUUUUUGGUGUGGCAGCUAAGCUUCUACUCGUGUCCAUGUGCACAGGUAGUCAAGUUAACGCAGUCCUAACACAAAGUCAAUGUAUCUGGAUAAAUCUCUCACUGGACUGCACCACUAACCAUUAAAACUUCAUCCUUAACACUACAUUGACAUUCUUUUCUGGGACUAUGGGGCUUGCAGGUCCAUUUGUGUGGCGAUAACGAUUGAUUUUGCACUUUUUGGACUUCGCUGUGUCCACCCCAUCACACACUAAUUCACUUGUUCCUUCCGUCAUCUGUUUUUGGAGGCAUUUUAAUUGCUGUUUGAAUGAACAGGGAUUCAAGUACCUCAGUGUCUGCAUGUCCUAAUGUUGAAGUACGAAUCAGUCCAUCGUUGUUAGAUCUGUCAUCUUCACUCAAGUGUAAGUGUGUGUGCUUUAGAAUCAACUAAUCACGAUUGAAUUGCUUUAAACUGGGCCUACCAAAGCGGACCUAUGCUCUUUACCACUUCCCCUUCAUUACAUUCUUAAUAUUUUGGAACGUUCUCUUCUGUUCCAGUAAAUUAAGAAUUGGUGUUCCAAUUGAUGUUCCCUUCAAACCGCCAUGACAUAUUUUGGAAAGAAUUCCGGCACUCAAUUCAAUUCGAGCCAACUUUAUUGGCCCAGACAUUUAUGAACGACGCAAACAUCUGUUUUGGAUAGUUAUGCGGGACGUCUGCUACAUUAUUAAUUGACGGCUCACCUUGGGCUCAUGAUAGGCAGAAUGCAUUGCCGGAGAAAUGUAGAGUUCAUUCCUUCCCCUCCUGCAAUCUUGUGCCGCACAGUUAAUUUGGAUGGGGAGAAAAACAGGCGAGCUCCUGAAUGUAGAUUAGACGUCUAUGAAUAAAUACAAGUCAUUUUGUUAAAGUACCCUUUCUGCCAUAUGGGGUGACAUACGAAUGCAGGCUCUUCCACACUAAUGCUUUGUUAAACGUUCAUGUCAUUCCUAAUGAUGAAUAUUGACAUGCUUGCACACAAAGUUGAACUCUCGUGUCAUAUGUUUAUGGAUAGGAUAUAUAUUUUUGGGGUAUUUGCAGUGAUGAUGACAUCUUGGUCAGGUUGUUGUUAGGAGUGUGCUGAGGUCCAUUGGUGUGUGUGCGCACGUGUGUUCUCAGCAUCACCUAUGUCCCCGUGGAGUAUCUGGAGGAGUACAAGGCCAGCCUGGAGCAGCCUAAAGAUGACGUCUUCUCUGAUGCUCCUCCGGCCCCAAUGUAAGCUCAAACUUUAUAAAACUUUAUAGAAGUAAUAUAUUAUAGAAAGUUAUUUUCAUAACGAUGCCCUCACUAAACUCAUAUGCUUUUGAUUUCAAGCAUAGACCAACUUUUACAACAUUAUUUUGUUGUACUCCAGACAGUACCAAAACAAGUCGAUAACUAUCAUUCAAGCUAUGGUUUACAAAGGCUGCUGUUUUCGGUUUGUCCCUUUGCAGAAGAGAAAUCCCAGAACUCCCAGAGCGGGAGGAUGGAGAGGGAGAGGAGAGCGAGCUACAGAGUGCCACCUUCAGUAACUGGAACCAGCCCAGGAAGUGAGUAGGAAGUUUGACUUUGGCUUGGUCCAGAACAUAGAGUUGGAUAGAGGGUGCCCUUUCCACAAAGCCAGUUUUAGCAUGGGAAGGAAGCGCCAUUGAAGGCUUUCACUAUUUUAAAGUAGUCAACUGGGUGUGACUUCCUAUGGGUUAAUUUAAGAAGUUAUCAUGGCAAAGAUAGGGGUAUACCCUCUUUCCAACUCUAAUGUUAAGAAAACAAAUCUGAUUGGGUAAAUAAGCAAUAAGCACUGCUUUGGACGUCAAGCCAAGGUUUAUGGCAGUAGUUAUACUGCUUUGGAACUGGGAUAGACCCUGCAUACGUAUAUUACCCACUGUCUGUGUUCUGUUUUGUGAUAGUAAUGUUGUUCAAAACCGGUAUCCUCACCUCACCUCCUGUCCUCGAGAGGUGCUCUACACUGUCUGCUGAUUCUAAUCAGUGACUGAUUUAGGCAAGCGAACGCAAGUCUGUGGCACUCUCUGUCCAAUCAAUGACAAUCAAGAGGAAAUCAGCAAACACUGUGGCCCACCAGGAUUAUUAAUAGCUGAGGCUAACUCAAUGGGCUGCAACGUUUAGAAUGUCACAAAUAGAAAUGUAGCCAACUGACACACACCCUAAUCUAAAAGACAGAGAAUCACAUCAAGUCUACCUAAUUUACCGACCCGACACAAUGCCCCAUUUUAUACAACAGAGAAUCAUUUACAUUUUAAAUUGUUGAACCUUCUGUAACGUUGCACUCUCUUGAAUUUGUAUUCAAUAGGUGAGGUUCUUACACAAGCCAUUUUCCUCCUUCAAUGUCACAUGUAAUUCUUUACUUUGUUUGCAAAUAAAUCAAAUUACAGGAGUUGGCCAACUGUGUCCCAAGAAGUGGUACAAUAGAGAACCCCCUUUUUAAAAUAUAUUUUACAAUGCGUGUCAUCUCUCUCAGGGUGGAGCUAAAAAAAGAAGCGGGCAAGUCCCUAUCUACCAUACACAAGUCUUAUAUCAACCAUAUAUCUACAGUACCAGUCAAAAGUUUGGACACACCUACUCAUUCAAGGGUUUUUCUUAAUUUUUACUAUUUUCUACAUUGUAGAAUAAUAGUGAAGACAUCAAAACUAUGAAAUAACACAUCAUGUAGUAACCAAAAAAGAAUUCAACAAAUCAAAUAUAUUUUAUAUUUGAGAUUCUUCAAAUAGCCACCCUUUGCCUUGAUGACAGCUUUGCACACUCUUGGCAUUCUCUCAAUCAGCUUCACCUGGAAUGCUUUUCCAACAGUCUUGAAGGAGUUCCCACGUAUGCUGAGCACUUGUUGGCUGCUUUUCCUUCACUCUAUCAUCUGACUCAUCCCAAACCAUCUCAAUUUGGUUAAGGUCGGGGGAUUGUGGAGGCCAGGUCAUCUGAUGCAGCACUCCAUCACUCUCCUUCUUGGUAAAAUAGCCCUUACACAGCCUGGAGGUGGUGGUGGUACAAUAGAGAACCUCCUUUUAAAAAUAUAUUUGACAAUGCGUGUCAUCUCUCUCAGGGUGGAGCUAAAAAAAGAAGCGGGCAAGUCCCUUGGCAUCAGCAUCGUGGGGGGCAGAGGGAUGGGCAGUCGCCUCAGCAACGGUGAGGUGAUGCGGGGCAUCUUCAUCAAACACAUCCUGGAGGACAGCCCCGCCGGCCGCAACGGAACCCUGAAGACUGGAGACAGGGUUGUUGAGGUACACCCAUCUAUAUUAUUUCACAGUAGCAUGUAUUUACUUUGACAUGGCAAAAUGGUUAUUGCACAGUGAUAACCUAUUAAUUAUUUGUUUGUUUCUUUGGAAUGUAUCAGGUGGAUGGCGUGGACCUGAGAGAUGCCAGUCACGAGCAGGCUGUGGAGGCCAUCCGCAGGGCAGGAAACACUGUAGUGUUCCUCGUCCAGAGUAUCGUCCACAGGCCCAGGGUGAGCCCUCUAGCUCCCUGUGUUGGCAUGCCAGCUCCCUGUGUUGGCAUGCCAGCUCCCUGUGUUGGCAUGCCAGCUCCCUGUGUUGGCAUGCCAGCUCCCUGUGUUGGCAUGCCAGCUCCCUGUGUUGGCAUGCUAGCUCCCUGUGUUGGCAUGCUAGCUCCCUGUGUUGGCAUGCUAGCUCCCUGUGUUGGCAUGCUAGCUCCCUGUGUUGGCAUGCUAGCUCCCUGUGUUGGCAUGCUAGCUCACUGUGUUGGCAUGCUAGCUGUGUGGCAAAUGUCUUUCAACAACAAUACUUUAUUUCCUAAUCUCAAACCAUUAAUUAUCCCAUUUUAAUACAAAAUGUACUUCAAAAAGCUACUUAACCAUCCUGUAUCCAACAAAGACUACAGUAGCUAUCUAUAUAUGUGACAAAGCUUCAAAAGCAUGACUGGCUAUUAGGGUUGCUUUCAUACCCGAGAGUGUGCUUUGCGAGAGGAUGGAUUUGAGGUUUGAGAAAGGCUUUUGCUCAUAUUCAAUUCGUUGACAGACUCCUUGACAGGAUCCAUUUCACUAAAAGUUCAACGGAAACUUCUAAACAUUUGGCUGACUGUAUUUUUCCUGCAUUAUCUUCAUUGGUUUGAAAGCACCAUUAGGCUCCAAAAGCAUGACUAACUAAAAUCCUACUGAAAUUGCUGCCAGCUUUGCAAUAGCCAACAUACCUUGAUAUCCAACUUCCAAUCAUUCAUUUUCAUGCAUGGUUGAAGCUUUCCGGACCUUUUCCGCAACCUUCCACUAACCUUCAUCUAACCAGUCCAGCAUGCACCUCUUCCUCAGCCCGAGUCCCACUGUAGCCCUGCUUCGUCACCAGUCAUAGAGAAAUACAGCACCGCUUUAAAAUGCUUGCCUUAUCAAAUGUGCCAGGUAAUCUCUCGCUCUCUCUGUUUAUUUGUACUGCUUUCUUUCUUUCUUCCUCCCUCUAUCUCUCUCUUUGCACAUCAGUAGAGUCGAUGUUGCUUUAUCUCUCCAUCCAGAAGUUUUCAGACUUGCUUAUAGGCUACUGUAUGUGCAUGCAACAGAAACGUGCAAAAAGAGACCCAAAUAAAAAUUUGAAUCUGAGUGCAUCCAUAGGGAAAAAAAUAGAUAUAAAAUGCUAUAUGCUAGAAAGGUUAACUGCUACGGGGCAGGUAUGUAUUGCUCUUUCUCUUUUAAAUGAUGCCACUGGGACCCACCUACAGAUCGUAAUUAUGCUUUCUAGCAGUUCCCCUUUAAGGCCUUCUUCUACUCUUCUGUGUCACUGGUGAAUAAUCCAAAAGCAGCCUUGAGGAUUUUCUGAAAAAUGUAUUGUUUGGUUCUAAGAAAGAAAAAAAACACUGGUCUCCUUGAGGACAUUCAUUACCAUUCGAUCAUUUUGGAAUAAUUUGAAUGACUCCAGAGCUGUUUUUACUUUUGAACAUCUAUUUUUCUUGGCUAUUCCCUUCUUUCCUGGACAGCCUCUGAUUACAUUUUUGUCAGGGCUCUGCUGCCACAUUUCAUUUCCUUCAACUUCUGUAUCCUUGACUUGCUGUUGAUCCCCUGUGUUGCUUUUAGAAGGCGCCCCUACCCUUUCUUCUGCGUCUGAACACCCACCCCGGGUCUAACCCACGACCCACUAUUCAAACCUCUGCCAGCUUAUUAUCUCCUGCCCCUCCGCUUCAGGUUAGACUGUCUGUAGCUCUACUCUGUCUCUGUCUCUGUGUGUGUGUGUGUGUGUGUGUGUGUGUGUGUGUGUGUGUGUGUGACCCAGUGUCCAAUCUUCCUUCAUGUAGGACUGCUUUCUUUUGCUGCUCAAGGUUUGCUUUUUGUGGGGGGUCAAUCCUACAGUGUAUAAUACUCUUUGUGUAGAAUAUUUUCUCUUUGGCCCAGUUUCCCAGACCCAGAUUAAUUAUACUAAUGAACUCAAAAGCAUGCUCAGUGGAGAAUCUCCAUUGAAAGUGCUUUUGAGUCCAGGAAUAGAUUGUGUCUGCCUGGGAUACUGGCUUAUAACGUUUUGUGAACUGAGGAAGAGGAACAGGAAAUGCUAAAAUAACACAAUAGCUAAUAUGUCCAGUACCCCAAACCACAAGGUUCACUGAAUGUUGCUGUGGUGGUUUCUGGUUGGCAAGCAGAAUAUAUUAAGUCAGCUCCUGGGUGAGAUGUGGUCAGGCCUGGGUGGAAUAUUGAUAAUGAGCUGCCUACCUCACUGGACACAUCACCAUUUUAGUUUUCCCAAUGUGUAUAUACUACCCACUCUGACCAAGGGCAAUCCAUAAUCUGCCAAUACAACCACAACUCAUGAAGAAAGACAAUAACAAUUGAAGUUUCGCUCAGGCUACUUUUUCUGUUACAUUCAAACAAACGUUUUUAAUAUGGAUGCUUUUACUUUAGACAUGUCCCAUGCAAGCCUCACUAAUGAAAUACAGUAUGAUGCCUCACCGUUGGAAGUUCAGCCUUUGCUGAUAUGACAUUUGAUGGCAAUGCCUAGCAGUGUAUUUUUCAUGUCUCCGUCCCUCUUGUACACAACAGUCCUCAACCACAGACACCAACGAGGAGAGAGCGACAGCCAUGGUGCGGUGCAAUAAUGACAAGGUCAGUGUCUCUAUGUAACCUUCAGACCUAUGUCAAAUACUUGAGGUGCACUGGAUUUAGCACGGCGUUUGCACUUUUGGGACUAUUCCAUUGGUUCCACUGUACUGAAACCAAAGGAAACCAAGCACAGCAGGGCUCCCGAGUGGCGCAGUGGUCUAAGGCACUGCAUCUCAGUGCUUGAGGUGUCACUACAGACCCCCUGGUUCGAUUCCAGGCUGUAUCACAACCGGCCGUAGGGCAGCGCACAAUUGGCCCAGCGUCGUCCGGGUUUGGCCGGUGUAGGCCGUCAUUGUAAAUAAGAAUUUGUUCUUAACUGACUUGCCUAGUUAAAUAAAGGUAAAAAAAAAUAAAAAUAAACAGCUCAAGUAUUUUGAAGUGUUUGGGCCCUGGUCUUGUAACCUUAGGGGACAACGCCUGUAACUUGAUGUUGUAUUGUCGUAGAAGUCUCAAACCAAAUUCCCGCAGGGCUUUGUGUACACUUUUUUCAUGCCAAAUGAUUUACAUCUGUGUACAUUAUACUAUUCACCUAUCAAGUUCAUGUCUCAUCAUGACCAGCAAAUAUGUGACUGAAUACAGCUGACCCUUCAGGAAUCGAGUUUGAGACACCUGGGAUAAAUCUUAUUUAGCUUAUCAAAUUACGAUUUUUAGUAGACCUAGCACUUCACUCACACUCUCCAUCAUAGCGGUGGAGUGAAGUUUCUGCCCUUAGUUUCACAAUGUUGUCCUAGUCCUUUGUUGUCUAUCUCACUGAAAGUCACUGACUCUUCUCUGUUCUCUGUAGGAGGUUGAGAGUCACAGUAGACUAUUCCUACGCCUCUCCCCAACUAACCCUUUCACUCCUACUCCGUUUAAGGUUUGUGGGUCUUUGUGUUGUCGUGCUUUUCACCUUCUAUUCCCAUGUAUACUUGUACGGUUGUGUUAUGGAAUAUAUGUGGAGACACAUAUAUUGGACAGGCCUUACAUGCAUACAUGCUGUCCUAACACAUUUCCACUAAACCUAUCUGAAUCCCUUUUUAUUUUUUGUGUUUUGUUGGUUACAAAUAGAACAUUGAAAUGUCGAAAUUGAAACGUGCCCAAUUUAAUCUCUUGCAAAAAAUAUGCAAUUUUUUGAUUCUGAAUCAAAAUGCUUUUUAAUUUUCCUAAAUUGAUCAAAAUAAUCCAAGUUUUGUCUUGGAUUGUGUUGCACUUGCUUCAUAAGGUAAGUGUCCAUUUGAAUGUGUUAUCAGAUGGACAAUGGUUGGAUUGAAUUCUAUCAGUAAGGAACAUUUGUUAUUAAACUCAGUCUUGAACAUUGAGGUAAUCUAAAAAUACACUACUUAUGACUUGAAUCAAUGGAAUGCUUUGCUUACAGCAGUUUAGUCAAAUAACAGUUUAGUCAUAUAAACUAAAAAUACAUCCUUAAAAAGUAGGGUGACCCCGUUUUAAAGGGUCCACCUGCACGACUGACUAAAACGUACUUUACCGACUCAACUUAACAGUACAGCUUUAGGUUGUAGUCAGCUAAACCUGCUACGCUGAAACUAAAUGAUUAUCUGCCUUUUUGCCACACUACAACUCUAUUGUCCUGAUACUUCUGUGAUGUGGCAGCCACCAAAGAGGGAAGUGGGAAAGACAUCGUCCACUACUCCUCACCUCUCCCUUCCCGUGGUUCCCCACGUCGGAGAGACAGACACCGAUACCCUGACAGAGAUUCCCGACAGACAGGCCCAGACGGAAGACAAGGAUGAGUUUGGCUACAGCUGGAGUGAGUGUGACUAUGAACAGAUCUAGGGACAGUUUACCCUCCCCUUAAACACUCAAAACCGAUCAAUAAGGGCAACUUCCUCCUUCUUCAUGAAAGGUCACUCAUUGGACCGAAGUUGGCUAACUAUGUUAUGUUAUCUGGGUGCUCACGUUGUUAUUAUGGAUCAUUAUACAAUGAACAAGACCAUGGAUGGACCCCAUCCAGAAAACCCUCCUAGCCCCCACUCCAUAGGCACUCGAAUAGAACUGAAUAUAUAUGAUAGGUGAAAGUCCUACCAAUUCAUCAGUGGGUAGGCACUAGGGUUUGUUUCCAUGGAUUCAGCCAGCUCCCUCUUGGCAUGCCUACUCUCAUGUGCUACCACCUAGCGGCCACUAGAGGGCAUCCACAUUGCAUUUUGAACAUGACCUGAUCUGCGCAAUCAUAGUCUUGCCAGUGCUUGAAUUGGGCCGGAACACACCGGUACACCCAAAAUAGGUACAAGCACCUAUUUCAGUCUACUUCAAGCACUAAGUCUGGCUACUAGGCUCUCAAGGCAAGUGAACUAGGCUAGCACAAUCAUAUUAUACCUAUCUAAUUAUUCAAAAUGAAGCGUCAGCGGGGUAGGGAAAGGGGUGGUUUCUGAAUGGGGCCUCAGGCUCUUCUGAUUAUGGACAGUAUAGUCCCUUCUGGGCCCCUGGUGUGUGUGUGUGUGUGUGUGUCCGUCCUGUGGGGAUCAGAUUGAUGAGGUGAGUCAGGGAGAUUAGUACAGGAGUGAUGGUACAGUACAGUCUGUGGCACACAGCCCAGAACAACAUGGUCUCCUCUGAAUACUAUCCAUUCCACUGAGAGAUAGAGAGAGAGGCCUGUCUGUCUGUCAGGAUCAAUACAAACCUAGGUUUGGCAGUGUCUUUGUAAGUUGAAACGAUGACAUAUUUGACUCUAAUGUGAGAUGUGUUGAGUAUGACUUUGCAUUUGAUGUGAUCCUUUAGUUUAGAACCACUGACUAUGAUUUUUGUUAAAAGUUGUUUAAUUCCCAUUCAUGACUUGGAUGUAUGAGUAUAGCAAGUCAAGAAAAGCUAUCCAGCGAAAAUCUAUGCCAAACACUACAUGGAAAGCUAUUUGAUUAUAUAGUCAAUAAUUUCACAUAAUUAUAUUAUACAACACACACAGGUUCUAGUCAAGCCUGCAACUGUAUUCACAUUCAUCUGUAUGAUGUUUCAGUGUUUCGACUCAUUUCAAUCUAUCCACUGUUCUCUACAGAGAACAUCAUUCAGCGCUACGGCAGCCUUCCGGGGCUGCUGCACAUGAUUGAGCUGGAGAAAGGGAAGACUGGCCUGGGCCUUAGUCUGGCUGGCAACCGCGACCGCUCCCACAUGAGUGUGUUUGUGGUCGGGAUCGACCCCACUGGAGCCGCCGGCAAAGAUGGUCGCAUUGUGGUAGGGGAUGAACUGUUGGAGGUGAGGAGCUUGGAUUAGUAAUUUAGUGGUCACCGACGCUAUAGAUUGGUGGGUUUUUAACCAGGAGUUGGUGCCCAGUGGGUAUUACUGUGUUUUAUGUACUAAAUCACAUUAUGUCUUGAUGUAGCUUUUCCUGUCUGAUUUGAUAUCUAAUCUCGACAAUAUUAUCUGAGGUUUGCAGGAAGGAAGCAAAACUAAUGCCAGUUGCUGAAUUGAAUAACGUGGUACGUUAGACAGUAGUAAGAAAUUCCAUAUUGUUAAUUUCUGCACCCUAUUAGAUCAAUGGGCAGAUUCUGUAUGGGCGGAGUCACCAGAAUGCCUCCUCCAUCAUCAAAAGCGCCCUGUCGAAGGUCAAGAUCAUUUUGAUCAGGUAGUGUAUUUGAAGAACCAAGGAAAUAUAUCACAAGUCCUUAUUUCCAUCCCCCACCAAGUAUAUUUUCAACUGAACCACCAAGUUCAACUAAUUUCUGCCUUGCAUAAAGCAGUAUAAUCACUCAUCCCAAUUCUUUACAAUGACAAACAUUUAUAGAUUCUGUAGCAGAGCCCCUUCAAUAGCAGAGGACUAUUUUAAGCCUAAUAACAUCACCAUACAAAGCCCAGUAGAGAGAGCUGUGGUGUUACAAAAGACUGUUUAGACUGAUCUAAACUGAAAUCAGUGCAGACAGGCAUCACAAUACUCCAAGGUGUCUCCUUCCAUUGUCUCCUGCGUUAUUCCUGGUAAGGUCACAUGAUCAUGGAAAACCAACGGUCCAACUACUUAUGUCAGGCCAAAAUAAGGCAGGCAGGAACACACGCUACUUAACUCAACUGACAGCCUCAAUUAGACUGUGUGGUUCACAGACUCGUGAUGCAUCCCAAAUGGCACCCUAUUCCCUACAUUGUUCACUAUUUCUGACCAAAGUAGUGCACUGUAUAGGGAAUAGGGUGCCAUUUGCGACACACUCAUGAGCUAUGGGUCUCAGACAGACAGAAAGCUAUGUGUCCUGAAGCAGUGACUAGUGAUUUACUCUUGAGUUAUGACUGGUGGACAGGAACACAGAUGCUCUCAACCAGAUGGCUGUAGGACCAGUGAGGGAGCAUGGAGACACCCUGGAGCCCCAGACAGAGGUAAACACACACAACCAUGUCACAUGCAUACACCCAUGAUAUGUACUUCUCACACAGGAACAAACAGACACAUAUUCACACACUGUCUCCCUGUCAUCCUGUGUAUGUGUAGAUACUUUUUCUGAUUGAAAACGGCCUGAAGGUAUGAAGCAGCUCAAUGACAAAGGCUCUAUCUUCUACACUUUCACUCUCAUAUUCAUCAUUUUCUCACAGCUAGAAACAUGUACUUCCAUUGCACCCUCGGCGAUCGAUGUCGACAUGUUGAAAUAUGUGCAGCACGUCAUUCUGCCGAAGGUGAGUUACCUUGAGACUCUCCGAUGCUGCUCUGCUAUUCGUUAACAUAGGCUCAGACCUCUUCAGGGAGAGAGCGGGAGGGAGCAAAGGGGCCUAUUCUCUAUUCUAAUUGGCUGCUACAAGAGAGAGGGAGGACAAUGAGAGAGGGAAGACAGUAAUCUAUCCUAGAAACUGAGAGAGAGCAGGAUAGACAGGGAGAGUAAAGAGGAUGUGAACCUAUUCUAGUUUAAUGGGUCUUCUGACAAGCCAAACACCUGGAUGGGAGUCUCAGCCUAGCUGUCUGUCCACAUGGUUUAUUAUAUAAUAGUCUAUUAGAGGAUCAUGGUAUGAAGGCAACAUCUGGUAUGGGCACAUACCAGACACAUACUUUCCUGUUACUUCCUCUCACUCUCCAGGAACAAAAGAUCAUGCCGUGUCAAGAUGCUGAGUAGAACUGGGUCGUGUUCAUUAGGGCAUACCCUAGCAAACCGAAAACUAAAACGAGUGUUUCUUAUUGGUCAUGUUCAGAUAGUACCUCCCUGUUUCUUUCGGUUUCUGACAAUUUUUCUCCUGUUUCUAACUUAAUGAACACCCUGGUACUAGUUUGCUGCUCCAGUCACUCUUUAUUAUUGUCAGAUUUUCUUUUUACAAUAGUCCUUGAUAUAGGACAGGGGUGAAAAAUGAAUAUUGCCCUGGGGGCCGCAUUCGGUCUUCAACGAGGUCCGGUGGGCCGCACUGAAAAUGGGUUAUAUUUCCUCGCCGUCAAAAUUAGCAAAAGAUAGUCCUCUUGCCAUCGUUUUUUAAAAUAUCCGAUGCUCCUUGACUGCGUAGGUUUAAUUUAAGUGAUUAUUGGCAAGCUGGACACAGUCAAGAAAGUGUAUGAAUGUAGGUCCAUUAUCAUCUCUACACAAUUUCGAUUUGCUAUUAGUCAUUUUAAAGUAUAUUUAGUUCACAGCCCCCCCCCCAUUUUUAUUUAUUGUUUUACUUAAACCCCCUGCGGUCCAGAUUGGACACCCCUGAUGUAGAACCAUAAUGUUCCAAACUGCCUCACAAUUUACAAAACAAACCGUUCUUGCAUUGUGAUGUUUCUGGUUAUCAAUAGCUCGCUUUCUUCAUGUUUAAUGUGUCAUCAUGCAUGAUUCACUGUGUCUAUAAUUAUGGUUGACAGGGAGGUAUUGAAGAAAAUUCAAGUACAUUAUCUCUUUUGAACUCUAGGAGGAGGGUGGAUUCGGCAUCAAUUUCAGUGAGGAUGACUCCAAGAAUGGGGUGGUGAUUCAGAGUAUAACUGAAAAAGGACCAGCAGGAAAGGUAUGUCACUCUGUCUUACUCUCCUGAUUCAAACAGGUGUCCUCUAUAGCAGUGUUCUUCAAUCCUGGUCCUUUGGACCCACAAGGUGAGCUGGAUUUUGUUCCAUCCUAGCGCUAACCCACCUGAUAAAACUACUAGGACCUUGAUUAGUUCAAUCAAUAAAGUGCUGGGUUGGAACAAAAGCAUAUACAACCUGUAGCUGUCCAGGAGCAGUUUUAAAGAACAAUGCUGUACAGAAAAUAAUAUUGGACAUCCUACAUGUUAUGCUAAUUGGAUGGACAUAUUUUAAGAUUAAAAACAUUCUCUAACACCAGUCCUGUGUUACUCUAUGCAGGACGGCAGCAUCAAAUCUGGAGAUAAACUCCUGGCUGUGGAGGAUGAACCAGUGGUGGGCUACACUGUGGAGAGGGUAAGAUCUGCCUCUGCAGCCAUUUUAGACACACCCUACGGCCAGGGUUAAUGGAUAGUUAGUUGAUUCGUUUGUUGAGUGUUUCUUUAUUUUAUUUUUAUUACUUUGUUUUUACAGGUUUUUUGUUACAUAUACAUACAUUUUACAUAGUUUGAGUGUUAGUUUAACAUUUAUAGACCACAGGGAUGGGCAAAAAUUACUAAAUACAUAUAGAAAAUACCAUAAAGAUCAAUAUAUCAAAAUAAAAUACAAAAAUAAAUUUGCAAGUAGCCGGCCCGAACAGCAACAACAUUCUCAGUAACGGUUACAAAAACGCGUUACUUGCUCUGACUGUGAUAUGUUGUGUUUAACUACCUUAGUUAAGCAAGUCACUCUGGAUAAGCGUGUGUGCUAAAUGACCUAAAUGCAAAUGUGAAAAUGAACAUGCCAAAAUUCACUGCAAAGCACACUGGGUAUUGUUUUGGGGCAGAGCUCAUUAAAAUAAUACCCAGCAUGCUUUGCAAUUGUUAAUUUUUUACAUACAGUGGGGGGAAAAAAGUAUUUAGUCAGCCACCAAUUGUGCAAGUUCUCCCACUUAAAAAGAUGAGAGAGGCCUGUAAUUUUCAUCAUAGGUACACGUCAACUAUGACAGACAAAUUGAGAUUUUUUUUUCAAGAAAAUCACAUUGUAGGAUUUUUAUUGAAUUUAUUUGCAAAUUAUGGUGGAAAAUAAGUAUUUGGUCACCUACAAACAAGCAAGAUUUCUGGCUCUCACAGACCUGUAACUUCUUCUUUAAGAGGCUCCUCUGUCCUCCACUCGUUACCUGUAUUAAUGGCACCUGUUUGAACUUUUUAUCAGUAUAAAAGACACCUGUCCACAACCUCAAACAGUCACACUCCAAACUCCACUAUGGCCAAGUCAAAGAGCUGUCAAAGGACACCAGAAACAAAAUUGUAGACCUGCACAAGGCUGGGAAGACUGAAUCUGCAAUAGGUAAGCAGCUUGGUUUGAAGAAAUCAACUGUGGGAGCAAUUAUUAGGAAAUGGAAGACAUACAAGACCCCUGAUAAUCUCCCUCGAUCUGGGGCUCAACGCAAGAUCUCACCCCGUGGGGUCAAAAUGAUCACAAGAACGGUGAGCAAAAAUCCCAGAACCACACAGGGGACCUAGUGAAUGACCUGCAGAGAGCUGGGACCAAAGGAACAAAGCCUACCAUCAGUAACACACUACGCCGCCAGGGACUCAAAUCCUGCAGUGCAGACGUGUCCCCCUGCUUAAGCCAGUACAUGUCCAGGCCCGUCUGAAGUUUGCUAGAGUGCAUUUGGAUGAUCCAGAAGAGGAUUGGGAGAAUGUCAUAUGGUCAGAUGAAACCAAAAUAGAACUUUUUGGUAAAAACUCAACUCGUCGUGUUUGGAGGACAAAGAAUGCUGAGUUGCAUCCAAAGAACACCAUACCUACUGUGAAGCAUGGGGGUGGAAACAUCAUGCUUUGGGGCUGUUUUUCUGCAAAGGGACCAGGACGACUGAUCCGUGUAAAGGAAAGAAUGAAUGGGGCCAUGUAUCGUGAGAUUUUGAGUGAAAACCUCCUUCCAUCAGCAAGGGCAUUGAAGAUGAAACGUGGCUGGGUCUUUCAGCAUGACAAUGAUCCCAAACACACCGCCCGGGCAACGAAGGAGUGGCUUCGUAAGAAGCAUUUCAAGGUCCUGGAGUGGCCUAGCCAGUCUCCAGAUCUCAACCCCAUAGAAAAUCUUUGGAGGGAGUUGAAAAUCCGUGUUGCCCAGCGACAGCCCCAAAACAUCACUGCUCUAGAGGAGAUCUGCAUGGAGGAAUGGGCCAAAAUACCAGCAACAGUGUGUGAAAACCCUGUGAAGACUUAAAGAAAACGUUUGACCUGUGUCAUUGCCAACAAAGGGUAUAUAACAAAGUAUUGAGAAACUUUUGUUAUUGACCAAAUACUUAUUUUCCACCAUAAUUUGCAAAUAAAUUCAUAAAAAAUCCUACAAUGUGAUUUUCUGGAGAUUUUUUUUUCUAAUUUUGUCUGUCAUAGUUGACGUGUACCUAUGAUGAAAAUUACAGGCCUCUCUCAUCUUUUUAAGUGGGAGAACUUGCACAAUUGGUGGCUGACUAAAUACUUUUUCCCCCACUGUAUAUAUUUAUAUUUAGUUCAUUUAGCAGUCACUUUUUUCACACCAUAGUGCUAUCAGACGUACGAUACCAAUGCAGGGUGAGGGUAGCCACAAAAUGUAAACCGCUAUAAAAUAAAUGGUAUAGAAAAUUAUUUUGUAUUUUGAAAAUACAAAAUGCAUUGGAGUGUAUUCAGCCCAGUUUAAUUCAGAUUACAACAUAUUCAGAAGUAAUUCAAAUAUGUAUUUCAAACACAUGUAACAGAAAUACUGCCAAUCUCUGCUAGACCAUCUGUUGGGGACUAUCCAAUUGUGUAUUUUUUUUUUCUCCUACAUUUCAGGUCCAUUCUCUACUGCGGAAGGCCAAAGGCUCAGUGAAGUUGACAAUCUGCACAGAUGAGUCAUCGCCCCUCCCCCCCCACUAUACUGAUCAGGCCACCAGCCUACCCAGCAUCCCUAGCAUUUCCAUGGCUACCCUGGGACAGACUGAGUCAGAGCCAAUCAGGAGUGAGUAAACCGCUUGUCGUGUUGACAGGAGGACAUGCCAUUGAUCAUUAGCAUUUGGGUUUAUUGAACGUAAACAACUUAGCUGAAGAUUAACUUAAAUAUUGGUGCUAGUUAUAACUCAAAAUUUGAACGAAGUAUGAUUCACUCAGUUAUGUAGAGCAGAGUGAUAUACUUAUAGGACAAGUGCCCCCAACUUCAAUACCAAUCACUUGACAUACCAAUCACGUCUGUGAUUGUUAGUCAUUACUGUUUCUGCUGAUUUACACAAUGAAGAAUGAAACAGAUACAGUAUCCAAAUAUAGUAUAGUCUCUAGUUUACGGUGACUGAAUAAAUUCUAGUCUGAUUUUAGCCUGGCAUCAAAUGAAUAGGUGCUUUAGCCAACUCCUCUGAAUAUUUGUUGUAAUUGCCUUAUAUUGAAUGGCAUGCCAAUAAUAAUCAGAGGAAUUGGAUAAAAGCACACAGAUCUGGGACCAGGCUAGAAUGAAAACAUUUAUUCGAUCCUUCAUCUUAAUUUCCCCCUCUCGCUCAUCAGGCUCAAGUCGCUCGUCCACCCCUGGCACUCUGGCCUCCUCUGACCCUAUGACCUGUCCCAUCAUCCCCGGCUGUGAGACCACCAUAGACAUCUCCAAAGGCCAAACGGGCCUGGGCCUCAGCAUCGUGGGGGGCUGUGACACUCUAUUGGUAGGCCAAAGAGCAAACGCCACACACAGGAACUUUUCAUCAAAGCAGCUCUGUGAUGACUGGGUUUCUGAAGUGUCCCCUUGUAUUGUAGAAUAAUAACAAAACGUGUAUUUUUGAAUAUUCUAUGACAGAACGGUUGUUGGAUCCCAAUUAACAGAUUGCAAACUGACAGUUACUGACAAAGAAUCUGGGUUAGUUUUACAUAGUUUUCCAUAGAUUUAUCUGUAGUUUUAGAUCAGAAUUUACACUGGGUUUUUGUCCAAUUCAUUAUUUUAUAACAAUACAUAAGAAACAAGUAGAAGUUCAACCACUAACAUUACAAGAAGACCAAUUCCCACUACUACUUACAUAAUGAUACAAACUUAAAAGAUAUGCCACCCACUUAGAAGUCUUUGGUUAUGUGUGCUUUUAGAGCUGGUAGUAGUAUCCCAGGUCUGAAAUAGCUGUGGAGGCACUGGAAUGGCAAAGGAAUAUAGGAAAUAAUGCAGUCUGUCACACACACACACCCCGCUCCUCCUCUCUCCCCGCCAUUCUGUGUGCUCAGUCAGUCCUCAGCCACAGGAAGCAAUAUCCUGGAAUGCGCCCCAUGACCCGAGAAUGACCCCUCUCUCCCACACCGUCACCCCCCCCCACCCCUCCGCCAUAGACACCUACACACACAGACUCCAGCUACACCGCCCCACCCCUCCCCCAUAGACACCUACACACACAGACUCCAGCUACACCCCUCCCCCAUAGACACCUACACACAGACUACGGCUAGUGUCAACCUGUUCCACUCUGUCUCUAAUCUCCCAUGUAUUCCUGAACUCCUUCACCUUGUCAUUUUAUUCUCUUCAUUUCCCGCUCUCUAUUUCUCCUUCUCUCUUUUCCCUGUUCCCUCCUACUGUGUCACACACCUCUCCUAUUUCAUCACUUGUUUUUCCCCUUUCUCACACUUUUCUUUCUCUUCUCUUUCUCUAGGGGACCAUCAUCAUUCACGAGGUCUAUGAGGAGGGAGCUGCCUCCAAGGAUGGGAGACUUUGGACUGGGGACCAGAUCCUGGAGGUAUUGGAAUAUAACAGGGCCCGUAUUCAUAAUUUAGGAUCAGAUCCCCCGCCCCCCUGUAAUCGUAUUCCUUAUGAUAUAAAAGGCUAAACUGAUCCUAGAUCAGCACUCCUACUCUGAGACUUGACGAAUAUGUGGUCGUGCCGAUACACCUUCAGCAAUCCCAUGUAAUGGACAAUAUCAGACAGGAGAACCCAAUCCUAACUUGAGACAUGGGCACAUAUUUCACACUCUAGUAUAACACUGCAUUCAUAUCAAUAAGUGACACUUAAGAUAGGAUUUGGUUCAUAGAGUCUGAAGAAUAAUUUUUCAAUUGCACUUGAAUCAUAUGUUACAUCUAAAAUUAUAUAAAUACAGACAAUGAAUGGUAUAAAUAGUCAUUAUACAGUACCAGUCAAAAGUUUGGACACACCUACUCAUUCAAGGGUUUUUCUUUAUUUUUACUAUUUUCUACAUUGUAGAAGUCAUCAAAACUAUGAAAUAACACAUAUGGAAUCAUGUACCGGUAGUAACCAAGAAAGUGUUAAACAAAUCAAAAUAUAUUUUAUAUUUGAGAUUCUUCAAAUAGCCACCCUUUGCCUUGAUGACAGCUUUGCACACUCUUGGCAUUCUCUCAACCAGCUUCACCUUGAAUGCUUUUCCAACAGUCUUGAAGGAGUUCCCACGUAUGCUGAGCACUUGUUGGCUGCUUUUCCUUCACUCUGCGGUCCGACUCAUCCCAAACCAUCUCAAUUGGGUUGAGGUCGGUUGGGUCAUUGUCCUGUUGAAAAACAAAUGAUAGUCCCACUAAGCCCAAACCAGAUGGGAUGGCGUAUCGCUGCAGAAUGCUGUGGUAGCCAUGCUGGUUAAGUGUGCCUUCAAUUCUAAAUAAAUCAUAGACAGUGUCACCAGCAAAGCACCCCCACACCAUAACACCUCCUCCUCCAUGCUUUACAGUGGGAAAUACACAUGCAGAGAUCAUCCGUUCACCCACACCGCUUCUCACAAAGACACAGUGGUUGGAACCAAAAAUCUCCAAUUUGGACUCAAGACCAAAGGACACAUUUCCACCGGUCUGAUGUCCAUUGCUCGUGUUUCUUGGCUCAAGCAAGUCUCUUCUUCUUAUUGGUGUCCUUUAGUAGUGGUUUUUUUGCAGCAAUUCGACCAUGAAGGCCUGAUUCACACAGUCUCUUCUGAACAGUUGAUGUUGAGAUGUGUCUGUUACUUGAACUCUGUGAAGCAUUUAUUUGGGCUGCAAUUUCUGAGGCUGGUAACUCUAAUGAACUUAUCCUCUACAGCAGAGGUAACUCUGGGUCUUCCAUUCCUGUGGCGGUCCUCAUGAGAGCCAGUUUCAUGAUAGUGCUUGAUGGUUUUUUCGACUGCACUUGAAGAAACUUUCAAAGUACUUGAAAUUUUCCGGAUUGACUGACCUUCAUGUCUUAGUAAUGGUGAUGGACUGUCGUUUCUCUUUGCUUAUUUGAGCUGUUCUUGCCAUAAUAUGGACUUGGUCUUUACCAAUUAGGGCUAUCCUCUGUAUACCUUCUCACAACACAACUUAUUGGCUCAAAUGCAUUUAAGAAGGAAACACAUUCCACAAAUUAACUUUUAAUUAGGCACACCUGUUAAUUGAAAUGCAUUCCAGGUGACUACCUCAUGAAGCUGGUUGAGAGAAUGCCAAGCGUGUGCAAAGCUGUCAUCAAGGCAAAGGGUGGCUAUUUGAAGAAUCUCAAAUACAAAAUAUAUUUUGAUUUGUUUAACACUUUUUUGGGUUACUAUAUGAUUCCAUAUGUCUUAUUUCAUAGUUUUGAUGUCUUCACUAUUAUUCUACAAUGUAAAAAUAAAGAAAAAUCCUUGAAUGAGUAGGUGUGUCCAAACUUUUGACUGGGAGUGUAUGUAUAGAUGACAUGAUAUAUAGAAUGACAUCUUAAUAGUCAGCUUAACUGUCUGCCAGCCACCCUUUUGCCCUUUGCUUUGUUAUAGAGGCAGACUAGGGGUGUGACUGGGGCAGUUAGUCAUGGCAGCUCAGUCAAUGGGGCUGGAAGCACCUCACUAACCCCCUUUCAAUACAUGCACACACCAACACAUACACACCCUUAUGACUUAAUUGCCCCGCCUCAGUAAUUCACUUUGGGCCCUCAGCUAAGCUGUAGUAUUCACACUGCUCAUGAUAGGGUCAGGGGGAGGGUGAGAGAGUGGCCACCCAUUCUGUGCCUCAAGCAGAACCAAUGUCAUUAGCGACCCAUUUCAGUCUGCUAUGAGAAAAACCAUACAUGGCUAUGUUAGCGCUAAUGGGCUAUUUCCCCUUGAUAUGGAACCUUAAAGAGGUUGAACGGGAUCUUAAGCACUUACAAAUUCUGAACAUAUUGUACGAAUUGGAAUUCGUAACAUAUCAUACGAAUUGCAGGAUUUAAAAAAUAAUAAUUUGCAGGACGUAACAUAUAAUACGAAUGGAUGACGUUGUACACAAAUUGCACAAUUUUCGGGGACCCGUUUUGGCUUGUGUGUAAUACUUUCAACACUACUGGCUGAAAUUGUACAAAACCUCUGUAGCAUCACUUUAAAAUAAGGUUGCGGUUCUCAGCUCUAAGCUAAGUACAUUGUGGUGUUAUUACCAGAAAAGGUUUUCAAAAUAUAAGUAUAAUAUAAUUAUAGUAAAGUAUAGGCCUACCCUCACACAUGUAUGCUAGCUGUUGACUGUGUAUGUUGCAUUAUUCACAUCCUACACCAAUAUUCAUAUUUGUCAGUGUGUUUGGGCCUAUGGCGUUUCUAUUCAUAGGGACAAUAUAACAUGCUAUCGAUUCUACCCUUGCUGCCACAUUUUUAUAUUGACAAAUCUGUUUUUUUCUCUCUUCCUCUUUCAUCUCUCUUCCUCCUCCCUCCACCUGCUCUCUCUCCCCCUCUAAUCUCUCUCCCUCCCCAUCUCCGCAGGUGAAUGGCAUUGACCUGCGUGUGGCCACUCACGACGAAGCUAUCAACGUGCUGCGGCAGACUCCUCAGCUGGUGCGUCUGAGCGUGUACAGGGAUGAGGCCCAGUACAAGGAGGAAGACCUGUGGGAUGCCUUCACCGUGGAGCUGAACAAGAAGCCCGGCCAGGGCCUGGGCCUCAGCAUCGUGGGGAGAAGGUACUAGAACCUAUAAGUCUUAUAGGGACGUUUGACUGAAAACAUUUAAGGGAUGGCUUAAAAUGUACAUCGUAAACAGGGAUGUCCUAAAAUAUACACCGUAAAUGUGGAUGUCCUCAAAUGUACACCGUAAACAGGGAUGUCCUGAAAUGUACACUGUAAAGAUGUUGGAGAGAAGCUUUCUUUCGCUAGGAUGAUUAGAUUCGUUUAUUCGUCACAUAUACAGGGUCGCAGACGUAAUUGCAGGGCACAGUGAAAUUCUUAAGCUCGGCGCUCCAACAGUGCAGGUCAAAAAGUGAAGUGAAUGAAACAAUAAUAAAAAUAAUACUAAUAAUAUAUAUACAUAUUUAUGUAACUGUAACAAUGAUAAAUGUCCAUUGGGGUGGGAGCAGGGGGAGAAUGUCCCCGAGGGGAUGUCCAAAGGGAAAGCAGCAACCAAUCAGAGUUUAACUAGGACUCUACUAGCCUCUCUAGAGCGAUGGUUCUUAGUCCCAUUCACGGGACUAAUACACUUGAUUCAAGUAAUCAACUUAUCUUGUUUUUUUUCAUUUAGACCACAAUUAGAUUAUUGGACAUAGUUUAAAUAAUGUGUUGACUCAUUCAGACUCACAUAAGGUCAUGCUGAGCCAUCCUCAGUGUGUUAUCCCAGUAGAUAACAACACACGCCUUGAGGGUCUCUCAACGCAUGGUGUUAGAGGUGUGUGACCUCUAGCCCUAACUCACUGGAGACAGACAGCACAGGAAUGGCCCCAGCAGAGAAGCCUCAGGCAACCACCGGUGUGUGUGUGUGUGUGUGUGUGUGAAACAUGCUUCUCCUGUUUGCCUGAGCCAAUUAGACUGUUGAGGAGUCAGGCCUGCAGUGGUGAUGGGGAUAGUGUGUGUGUGUGUGUGUGUGUGUGUGUGUGUGUGUGUGUGUGUGUGUGUGUGUGUGUGUGUGGUGUGUGCGUGUGUGUGUGCGUGCGCAAGAGUGUGAGUAUGUGCGUAGGCCACAAGUUAUUGAGCAGUGGGGGUCAAGGUGUUUGACCUUUCCUAUCUCAGUGAUUAACAUUGGUCAUUGACUAGUUGCUAUACUUGCUGAGAAACUAGUUAAAUCAAUGGUGACGGGGGGGGGACCCACACUUGUUUUAAUAUACACUUGUUCUAGUAAGAAAAUUAAGAGAAUAUAAUGAGGAAGAUUAGGCAUUUUAAAGAUUUAAAUGUGUUCUUUAUUCAACAUAGGAAACGAAAAAGGAAACCUCGAACCGAUACCGAAUUGAAGAGUCUGAACGGGAACUGGUAUCGGAAAAGAAAAAAUCCCAAAGAUACCCAGCCCUUGCCCUAGUAGAUACAUGUAUAGAUAAGAUACAGUUGAAGUCGGAAGUUUACAUACACUUAGGUUGGAGUCAUUAAAACUUGUUUUUCAACCACUCCACAAAUGUCUUGUUAACAAACUAUAGUUUGGGCAUGUCGGUCAGGACAUCUACUUUGUGCAUGACACAAGUAAUUUUUCCAACAAUUGUUUACAGACAGAUUAUUUCACUUAUAAUUCACUGUAUCACAAUUCCAGUGGGUCAGAAGUUUACAUACACUAAGUUGACUGUGCCUUUAAACAGCUUGGAAAAUUCCAGAAAAUUAUGUCAUCGCUUUAGAAGCUUCUGAUAGGCUAAUUGACAUCAUUUGAGUCAAUUGGAGGUGUACCUGUGGAUGUAUUUCAGGCCUACCUUCAAACUCAGUGCCUCUUUGCUUGACAUCAUGGGAAAAUCAAAAGAAAUCAGCCAAGACCUCAGAAAAAAAAAUGGUAGACCUCCACAAGUCUGGUUCAUCCUUGGGAGCAAUUUCCAAAUGCCUGAAGGUACCACGUUCAUCUGUACAAACAAUAGUACGCAAGUAUAAACACCAUGGGACCACGCAGCCGUCAUACGGCUCAGGAAGGAGACGCGUUCUGUCUCCUAGAGAUGAACGUACUUUGGUGCGAAAAGUGCAACUCAAUCCCAGAAUAACCGCAAAGGACCUUGUGAAGAUGCUGGUGGAAACAGGGACAAAAGUAUCUAUAUCCACAGUAAAACGAGUCCUAUAUCGACAUAACCUGAAAGGCCGCUCAGCAAGGAAGAAGCCACUGCUCCGAAAACCGCCAUAAAAAAGCCAGACUACGGUUUGCAACUGCCUUGGGACAAAGAUCGUACUUUUUGGAGAAAUGUCCUCUGGUCUGAUGAAACGAAAAUAGAACUGUUUGGCCAUAAUGACCAUCGUUAUUAUUUGGAGGAAAAAGGGAAAGGCUUGCAAGCCGACGAACACCAUCCCAACCGUGAAGCACGGGGAUGGCAGCAUCAUGCUGUGGGGGUGCUUUGCUGCAGGAGGGACUGGUGCACUUCACAAAAUAGAUGGCAUCAUGAAGAAGGAAAAUGAUGUGGAUAUAUUGAAGCAACAUCUGAAGACAUCAGUCAGGGAGUUAAAGCUUGGUUGCAAAUGGGUCUUCCAAAUGGACAAUGACCCCAAGCUUACUUCCAACGUUGUGGCAAAAUGGCUUAAGGACAACAAAGUCAAGGUAUUGGAGUGGCCAUCUCAAAGCCCUGACCUCAAUCCUAUAGAAAAGUUGUGGGCAGAACUGAAAAAGUGUGUGCGAGCAAGGAGGCCUACAAACCUGACUUAGUUACACCAGCUCUGUCAGGAGGAAUGGGCCAAAAUUCACCCAAUUUAUUGUGGGAAGCUUGUGGAAGGCUACCUGAAACAUUUGACCCAAGUUAAACAACAGUGUAUGUAAACUUCUGACCCACUGGGAAUGUCAUGAAAGAAAUAAAAGCUUAAAUAAAUCAUUCUCUCUACUAUUAUUCUGACAUUUCACAUUCUUAAAAUAAAGUGGUUAUCCUAACUGACCUAAGACAGGGAAUUUUUACUAGUAUUAAAUGUCAGGAAUUGUGAAAAACUGAGUUUAAAUAUAUUUGGCUUCCGACUUCAACUGUAUACCCUAGAUUUUUACCUAGGUCUACCUUCAGUGUAUUUGGGUAAUCCUACCUGCUUUGGAACCUGCUUUUCCUUAACAUAUCUAUAGAUCCUGAACUGCCAUGCCUCUUAUUGGGUAAAACAAAAUGGACCUCAACGAACCACAGCAGGAGGCGGGCAUUUGAUCUGCAUUUUUACCUAAUAGAUUUAUAGAUACCUUAUUGUCCUCAGAGAGAGCCUAUUAGUUAAAUACAACAUUUUAGAACUACACAAAUAAAGAUGACACUUAAAAUGCAUAAUUUGAUUUGGUGUUGAAUCUAUCAAACCCUAACUGCAAAAUGCUCACACACAAAUGACAGACACAUGCACAGAGACCAAACACUCACACGAACAAAACAUAAACCCUGGUUCACUCAUAUGAUGUUUCUAUCCCCAACAGGAACGACACAGGGGUGUUUGUGUCGGACAUAGUGAAAGGGGGCGUGGUGGAGAGUGACGGGAGGCUGAUGCAGGGAGACCAGAUCCUCUCCGUCAACAAGGAGGACGUCAGAAACGCCACCCAGGAGUCAGUGGCUGCGCUGCUGAAGGUGAGCCUAUGAAAGAACCAUGGGAAGCCCCAUCUGGGUCAAAUAAAGCCGGGUCCCAGAUCUGUUUGUGCCGUCUUGAUACAUGACCACAGGCUUUGGCUAUACAGCACUAACAGAUUUGGGACCAGGCUGGGUUUAAAGUUUUAGUUGUCUCAAAUUAAGCUUAAAAUUGUUGAUGUGGAUAGAUAAUUUAUGUAUUUAGAAUUUGUUAAAAACUUAAAUGUAUACUGAGUGCUGUAUUGGCUCUUUUCCGACUGGUUGGUGUGGAAUACGUCACUAGCAUCUGUUCUUUGGAUGGUUUGUUUAGAUGAAAAGCUAUUUAUGUGUUUGUAUGUUUACAUGUUUGUGUUUGCAGUGCGGUGUGGGACCCAUAGUGAUGGAGGUUGGCAGAUUUAAAGCCGGACCAUUCCACUCUGAGAGAAGGUUCUCACAGAACAGUCAGGUAAGCUGCCAUUUUGUUUUCUGAACCUUAAUUAUAUCCUGGGGCCUGUUCAGGAGGGCAAUGUUACAGAAUGUUCAGAUAGAAAUGAAUCUAACAGAUAGGACCCAUGUAGAAUAGGGACACCCUGUAAGCUCUAUUCAUUACAGUUCUAUAUGAAUAUAUUUCAGCUCACUGAAUACUCCCCAGUUCUCUUCCUUCCUCUAUGGCCUAUUGGUAGUCCUUAGUCCCAAAAUGGAGUUCAGAUAAAGGAAAGCAAUUUGUCAUUCAUUUCACGUUUCUCUUUCCUUGUGUUUGGGUAGAUGAGUGAAACAGGCAGCUGCAAGGUGACCCCUCACUCUCUGUCAGCCUCCUCUGGAAGCCUCCAGAUGGACUGUGACAGCGUACAACAUACAAGUCAGGAGUCUAAGACAUUUUCAGUUGAUAAACAUGUAGCUGUUUGGAAAACUAAAGCUAGCCGUCAUUUGUCUUGAUUCAUUUUGGCUGCUUACUCUUGUUUUUUACUCUUUUACAAAGCACUGGACCACCAGGAGACCAGAAGUGUUGAAUUCACAAAGGUCAGCUUUCUUUUAUAAUAUUUAUCAUUAUUUGGAAAAACUAAACAAUUUUUUGCUUGUCCUUGUAUUAAGAUUGAUGCAACAUACCGAUUGUACUGGUUUUCGUGGAGAGGUAACCCCCUAGAGUAGAUUGAUGCACCGGUGCGUCAAUUUAAGUAACAUAAUAACAAAAUCCCCAUCAAAAUCCGUCAGUUUAAGCUAGAGAUAUCUGUCUCAAUCCACAGUAUUCGCCGAUGUCGCACUUCCGCAUCUGCAGUGAAAGGUGGCAGAGCUAGAGCGAUGUUUGUCAGACCAUGAGACAUCCGGAAAAUCGGUCUUCUCACGAAAACGUCUGUAGCGUUAGAACGGUUUGACCUACAAACGAAUGUGACCACUCUAUGGAAAGGGGAGACCGUCUCGAACAGGGGACUCGUCUGAAGUUGGUACCGUCAAUGUGCCAACUUCUGUUUGUAGCGUCUGAACCGUUUGGGCUACAAACUAAUGUGAUGGUGUUUUCCGUUUUGCUCUACGACCCCCACAAGUGCCACGGAACUCGUCUGAAGGUAACCGGCACCGGUUUGCAAAGAUGAAUGGAAGUAUGAAGGUAGUUUUGUGCCUACCCAAAGGUUUUAUAUCUCCUAGAUAUAGGACAAACACUUCAAAACCUUGUUUCUUAUUAUAAUUUUUUUGACUGUCUUUUUUUCCAUUUAUGAAUGUGUUAAUCAGUGCGUUUCUAUGGGCUAUAGUAGUAGUAUAUAUUUUUGUGAUACCUAAAGUGGUCCUAAAAUUCAAAGAAAUAGCUCAAUUAUCCAUAGUAUGACCAUCUUAAAACAAUUCCAUAUGUCAGCUUAGAACCCCUCCUCCAACGGCUUAGACCUUUAAGAAUUAAACUACUUUACACUAUUUAAAUAUGUAUUUUAUUUGUCUUUGUGAGGUAACUUACUACAACUGGUUAGUGGUUGUAGUGAUUUUGAAGUACUUUUGUAAUUGGUUGUCUUUCCUCAUAGGGUCUCACUGAUUCAUUGGGCAUCAGUAUUGCGGGUGGAGUGGGCAGUCCCCUGGGUGAUGUGCCCAUCUUCAUCGCCAUGAUGAACCCUACCGGCCUUGCUGCCCAGACACACAAACUCAAGGUGGGUUGGGACCUGAUCAAGAGGAUAUGGGUUAUGUGGGCUAUGUUUGUUGAGUUCAAGGACCCUCAAGGAAAGUCAGACUCCGCUGAUCACAUGGAGUCUAUUCACUAAAUGUUCACCUAAACAAGAGAAAGAGAUUCGUUUUGAGCUACAAAUUAACAAACAGCAAGGAGCUUUAACAUGUCGAUGGAUGUUCAUACAAAUACACCAAACGCGAGCACAAACUUCAAGUUUAAGUCAACUUUAGAAUAUUUACACCUAAGUGUAUUCUUCCUUUAUUUGUGGCUGGUUCAUUUUGGACAGUGGGCUAUUCAGAUUUGUGCCCGCAACUUAGACUUUCUUGUCAAUCUUUCAGUGUUGUCAAUGGGGGAAUUCCGUGAAAGUGUUAUCUCAAGUCUAAAUACUGCCUGUAGUCAGUUUCAAGUCAUCACGUAGGUUGGUACUAUUAGGGUCGAGGGCCUUUACAGCUGAAAGCGAUGGCCUAUGGCCUCCUGCAGAAGGACAGACAAACGGACCAUUGUAGCCCCCACAGACAGACUGGCAACAGACAAUAGUAGAGCAGUAAUCCAUAGGAGACCAUAAAUCUAGUUAUACUGCACUGAGCCCAUAAAAUGUAACAGAAUAGAGGGCCUGUCUUAGAUGUCUUAAAUAGAAUAUCUAUGCUGGUAUCCCUUCAAAAGAACAAGAAGAAUGGGUGAACUAAAGCAGCCGAAACACAAAGCAGUGGUUUAGAAAUACUGGAUAUGGUUUGCUUGCAUUAGAUAUGGCCUACAUUAACUUUAUCAGUAGUUCUCUUAUUUUAUAAUUACUAAGUCAGUAUUAUUAUAAUCAAUUGCUUUAUGAUCCCUGGCCGAAGGCCGGCUGAGUAGCGGUAAUGCGUGAUCACUAUUCUCAAUCAACACAAACCACUAUCUCCCUUCCGCUAAUCCCUUCAAAUCAAAUUUUAGGUGUGGACUAACACUGAAAUGCUUACUCAAGGGCUCUUCCCAACGAUGCAGAGAGAAAGAAAAUAGAGAAAUAAUAGAAAAGUAAAACACAUAGUAAUAAUAAUAAUAGCUAGUGGCAUACAAUACAAUGCCUUAAAUACAUCUUUGUUAGUUUACAAUACAAUGCCUUAAAUACAUCUUUGUUAGUUUACAAUACAAUGCCUUAAAUACAUCUUUGUUAGUUUACAAUACAAUGCCUUAAAUACAUCUUUGUUAGUUUACAAUACAAUGCCUUAAAUACAUCUUUGUUAGUUUACAAUACAAUGCCUUAAAUACAUCUUUGUUAGUUCAUGCCCACAAGGACCUAGGAGGUAGGGGUUAGGGAUCGAUUUAGGGAUUGAUUUAGGAUUAGUUGUUGUCUCUAUCCCAAAUGUACCAGUAUUACAAACAUUGUGACCAAGGGGUUAACACAUGCUGUAACCUCUAACCUUGUGACCUCUCUGUGACCCCUCCAGAUCGGUGACAGGAUCGUCAGUAUCUGUGGGACCGCUACUGAGGGUAUGAGCCACAGCCAGGCCGUCACCCUGCUGAAGAACGCCACCGGCACCAUCGAGCUGCAGGUCAGUGAAAGACUUCUCAUUGUCAUUCUCCCAACUACAGUAAGAUUAUACUGGUCUUUUUAGCAACAACGCAUAUACAACGCAUAUCUGAAAACCUUUACUUCAUCAGUGAUAACUGAAUACAGAUAUAAUGAUGAAGUAAAGGUGUUGUAUAUACGUUGUUGCUAAAAGAUUAGUAUGGUCUUGUGUCCAAUGGUGUUUAUUGUGGACAUUGAGCUACCCUUAAUUGAUUUAUCAUGUAUUAUCUGUAGCUUGGUACAGUAUAUAGCUCUUUCUGUUUUAUGUGGCUGCUGUCAUCUAUGUCAUGUUGUCUGUAAAUGUUGAUGAUGAAAUUGUUCUUUAUCGCAGUGCUCCAAAAUGCGAGACAAAUUCCUUUAAAAGGCAAGUAAAUGAGCUGAUGAACUGAACAAACAAAACUAAAUGACCUUUUCAUGUAUCACGCGUCUUGCAACAACAAAACCCAACAGGUGGUAGCAGGGGGUGAUACCACAGUGACCGGCCCCUCUCAGGAACAGACAGCUGCCGGACUCUCGGUCUCCAGCCUUACUGCUACUAGCAUCUUCCACGAUGACCUGGGGUACGCACGCACGCACGCACGCACACACACACACACACACACACACACACACACCUGUUGCUCCUGUCAAACCCGUACAAGGCCUGAUAAACAUCAACAGAAGAUAACUAAUGACAACAUUUCUCUACAUCCUACAGACCUCCUCAAUAUAAGGCCAUUACCCUGGACAGAGGCCCAGACGGCCUGGGCUUCAGCAUUGUUGGUGGCUUUGGAAGCCCACAUGGAGACCUGCCUAUUUAUGUGAAAACCGUGUUUGGAAAGGUUAGGGGAAAUCUCCUCUUUUCACUAAAUGAUGUUUAAUAAAGCAAGUCAGUAUAAUAUUUUAAAUCGAUGAAAUCUGUUCCCUUUUGAAUUUACAUUUUCGACAGUUGUAAUUGUAAGUGUGGUAACCUGGCGUGUGUAUGUUCUCCAGGGGGCAGCGUCAGAGGACGGGCGUCUGAAGCGGGGGGAUCAGAUUAUGGCUGUUAACGGACAGAGUCUGGAGGGGGUCACCCACGAGGAGGCCGUGGGCAUCCUGAAGAGGACCAAGGGAACAAUCGCCCUCACUGUGCUCUCCUAGAUACACACACACCUCGCCCUACACACA